AUGGCGGCGGCCCAGUCCGACAGAGAUCUUCCGUCCACUUUAUGUUCUGAAUUCCUGAAUUUCUCUGCCAAAGACACCGCGUCGGUAAGUGGCUCCCCACACUCUUGACCACUCUGACCUUCAACUGAAUUGUCACUGCGUCAAAUUUAGCUGUUACGCCUGCUGAACGAUACAUUAAGUGUUUAAUCCGCUGCGUCUCGGCUUGUUUUUCAGCUCAGAUCGGCUGCACUAUGCUAAUGCUAAUGCUAGCUCGGAGUGAUCUGUAAAACAUCUGGAUGUGGGAUUAAGCUGUCAGAAACAGCUGUUUGUUACCCCGAGACUGCCGCUCAGACACUGAACGUCGAUGUUAUCUAAAUAGAUCGAUGUUUUGUAGUGAUAAAAACUGAUUGUGGACGUUUGUUUUAAAUGGUAUUAGUUACUAAAUUGCCUCAGAGUUUACUAACCGCCGCACUGGCGUUCAGGUAACGACCCCUCAUCCUGGGACACCGGCUCAGAAACACAAGCGGCUCCAGUUUGACAAGCGUUAUCAAACAUGCCGACCUAACUACAGUUAUUAGAGAUUAGAAACAUUGACUAAAAAGGGAAAUUAGCUCAGGGCAUUUUAUUAUUUAGCCAAUAAGUAUUAAAUAGAACAUUAUAUUUUCUGGUAUAUUGGAGGCAAUUUUCUUUUAAAUAAAUGAUACAACCUUUAAUAUACUUUUGCAAGUAUCAGGUGUUGACUGCUGUGAACUCUGUCAGGUUAUUCAAUGACAGCACAGAGUUUGGCACAGAUACUGUAGCAAACAGACAGGUUGUCAGACCAUGAUCAUACCAUUUUCCAAGCAUGAAGAAGGCUGUACGAGAAAAACUGUAUGCAAUUUGACCUGGUUACUUGGACAGUUGUAAAAUUGAUGGUGUUUUUAAUUUAAGACUUAGGCUGCUUAAUAUUUAGAAAACCUGAUAUUGUGAUAUCUAUUAAUUUAGCAGUAUAUAUUACAAUAUAAAAAGGAGUGUUUAUACCAAAUAAAUGCAGCUGUGUGGGUUUCUGUCUACAUCAGACCUACAGGAUUCAGAAAAUAUUUGAUGUACUUUUCAGAAUUACAAUAUGUAAAACGGUUGAAGUUUAGCUAACAUAGAAUGAAGUAUAUUGGCCAUGACAGAGAUUCUAUGUCUAUCUUUUUGCAACAUGUCACUCCAGACAGACAACCACUCAGUAGUGACCCAUCAGUCUGAGGGUGGCUAAUAGCUAGACUGAGCCUCAUCUUACUGCACCUAAACAGUGUAAAAGCUGCCAUGACACCCAAGUCUCUAUCCAGCAGUAUUUGAAGUGAGAAAACAUUUAAAAUUCAAAUAUAUACUUUAUGUAUCACUCAAAACUUGGUCUGAGAUAAAUAGUUUCAUAGAUGUGAUUAGUUUUCUCUGUUAGCCAAGGCUUUCUGCUUUCUGAAAUCACAUUAAAAAAGGGUACUUGAUGUUUUGUAUAAUGCUUUUUGAUUUAGACUUUGCGUGCAGCCAACUUGAGUCAGGCUGUUUUAACAAACAGCAAUUUCAAAUAUAUUUGUUACCAACACAGAAGAUGAUGAAAGAAAUAACACAAGAUGUGAAGAAUGAAAAAAAAAAGGUGAUUGAUGUGUUAUUUUCCUAUACACAUGCUUUUAUUGCACAUGUUUUAUAACUGCAAAUUGCAGAUCUCUUCAACUGUGAUUGGUAUGGUUCAACAGUGAAGUUAAGAAGUGUCUUUGGGGGUGACGUUGUCAACUCAGAUGUUAUCGUCACCAGCAUUCAGAUAAAGUAUUGUAGCAGCUGCCACUUGCCUGAGUGUAUAGGUGAGUUUUCUUUGUAGUGAAAUACUGGAUAUGUAUAGGUUUAUUUAAAUGACUAAUCACUGACCCUCUUCAACACUUCCAUUGUCUUUAAAUCUUAAAGAUCAACAUUAUUAGCAGAGUUUUCUUCUUAUUGGUCCUGUCUUGAAUUCAGUAAGGUGAGACAGUUUACCAUCAUAAAGACAGGCUCAUUCACGGUUUAUCCUACUUCAAAGUGAUGUCAAGGGUUAGCAUUAUGACUCUCCUGGGCACACAGUUGCUGACCAUCCUCAGAUCAGAUUUAUAGUUUCUGCGCCAGGAUGAAUUAUCAGGGUUUGACAUUGUGGUAGUGAUAGCUAUAUAAAUAGCAUUUUUUUUAACCUUGUUAAGCUGCAGACCCGCAGGUUUUCUACCAAGUUUACUUGAUGUAAGCUUUAUUCAAGCGCAGUCUAACAAGGGUGGUAUCUCAGUGUUAGCUGAAAGUCUGAUGGAUGUUAGCUGGGUGAUAGUAGUGUAGUCUGGCUGUAUUCAGGUCAGUGUGUCACUGAGACUUAGCGGGUUACGCUAACAUACUUUGUCAGAGCUGAUUAACCUGCCACUGAUCACACACAUACACAAAUGCAUGCACGCACGCACACACACACACACGGAGCAGACUUGAGAGAAAUGGAAUAUGCUACAGUACUCUUGAGUUAGUUUGAAUAAGUGUACACUCACCUGAAUGUAAAUAUCUUUUUGCUUUGGUGACCUCAGAGGAAGCCUUUCCUAUCUACGUAACAGCGGGUCAACCUUUCACAGAGCUGCCAUCUGGCACAGUCAUGUUAAUGUAGCAUUAAGUGGACUACUAUUACAUACGUGUUUAUGUCUCAGGAAAGGGCUGCGCAGUUAAUUUAUUUUUUAAUCAUAAUCGGAUUAUUUAAUUAUGACGAUGUAACAAAAAUUUAAAUUGUCAAAUCAAUUUCCUUUCUAUCAUGUCUCGUGCCUCCAGGCCACCGUUGGCUCCCCCCUUCUUGCGGAAGUGCUCCCCAGUUCCCACACACACCAUUGUAAAUAAACAUGGCGUUUGCAAUAGAAGCCCAUAAUUUUUCUGGCUAAAUAGGUCAAGAGAAAGUCAGUCAUCAUCAAUUGGUACGGCUUCACAAUUGUAGAUGAAGAGCAAACCACUCCACUGUCUGAAGUCCGUCUGAAGGCAGUAUCAGCAUGUCCACACGGAAACGAGUUCAGGAGUAAACACAAAAGUUUUUUGUGGUAUUGGCGUUGCAUCCACACGGAAACGUUUUUUUGGGUGACUGUAAAUGGUACUUUUUGAAAAUGGGUCAGGGAGUGCAUUGAUCCCUAAAUGACUUUUAUGGUGCCUGCAUGUAUCUGGCCAAAACAACCUAUUUACACAUGCUCUGUACUCUUCUUUUGUCUUUUGUGCAUUUCUUGGGCAGCCUUACAGCACCACUUACUGGCUUGUCUUAUGCACUAUAUAGUUUUCAGUGGUUACGUUUUGAGAGAUGAUAGAAAAACUUAUUUAAGUGAAGUUUGGUAAAGUUGUCACUGAAUAAAAAAUCUAAAUUGAAAAUCGUGUUUUCAGAUGAAGAAAUUGAGAUUCCAUUUUUGGCAAAAAUUAUGAAGCCCUAGCCUCAGUUGAAUGGUGAAGUGCACCAGUUGUGAAGGAAGGAAGAAGACGUUGAGAGUGUUUUUUUUUUUGUUGUUGUUGUUUAUAGUUGAGUGCAGUUUUAGAUGGUAAAAACUUGAGGAAAAAGUAGAUCAUGCUUUUUUGGAUUAUGCUAUUAUGAAUCAUAGGAGUGUCUUGUCCUGUUGCCAUAGUGAUAGUAGAGGUGAACGAGAGGGCCUCUACUAUGAGCCUCUACUAUAUGUGAAAAACAACAUGAUUUUAUAGCUUCGGUUUUUGCAGGUUUACUCAUGUUUAACAAAGUAAACUAUGUUCCUUUAUGCUGUGCUUUUACCUUCAGACAGAGUUAGCUGUUAAAAGUCCUGUUGGGGUCCACAUGGAUCAGGGAAUGACCAUCGGAUUGUUCUGUGUUACUGAUAAAUCCAUAACCAGGAAGUAUUUCUCAUCUACACAAACUGAAAGAGUCGGGAGUCCGUAUAUAGUGUUUUAUUUCGAAAUACCGGAUGACAUGCGUGGUUUUCGUGCUUGAAAUCCUGUUUAGAAAGAUCUUCUCUGUGUAGAUUGGUACGUAUUGGAAGCAUAGAGCAGCAAAAAUACACUCGUCGCAUUUAUUUAGCAGUGCUGCUCUUGAUAUGGAUCUGCAAUGGAGCUGAUACGCGUCCUGUAUGCAUUGCUGCAUUGAUUAGAAAGACAACCUAUUUGCUGCGUGAUACCCGAAGCUGCUGCAAUGCUCCAAAUACGCAUCCUGUAUGUUUUAGCCUUAUGUGAAGGAACAGAAUAUUAACAGUUCACCUUCUUCUGUUGUUCUGUGUGUCUAUUGAUUCACACAUUAAGAAUCAUGAAGAGUAACACCAGUGGACCCCAGUCUGAACAAAUAACAAUGAAGCUGUACACAUCACUUUCAGAUUUUUGGAUUAUCAUGAAACUCCAGCCCCUUUUAUGUAUGAGCUCUUGUAAUAAUGUCAAGAUUCUCAGGUCCUGAAAUUUUCUGGAACUGCCUUUCUCUAAAGAAAUAAAUUGGCUGGUGGGAUCUUGUCAAUGCCAGAAUCAAGCUCUAACAUUACAGCUCAAAUUAAUCAGUUUGGUUUUGUGGAGGAGAGGUUUCAGGGUAUAACAUACAGAAGGAGGAGAUGCCUUCCAUUAUCGUGACUAUUUCUGUGUUAAAAUCCCUAUAGAAUGUAAAGAGGUUUAUGUUGAUCAAAAGCAAAAGUAUAAAUCAUAUGACUGACAAUCAAAGGCAAACAGGACUGAAAAGCAGAGAGACUCCCGAGACUCAGGAUAAGGCUAGCUUGAGUCUGCCUUAAGUCAAGCUUCAAGAGUUUCAGCCAUUCUCAUACACACAUAACUCUUCAAACCAUGUGGGAAUUUUCAUGGCUUGAUGGGGCAUGUUUGUGGGGGGCUUCUGAUUACUCCUGUAAGCUGCAGGAAAUGUUACACUGUACAUUGUGAUAUUUAAUGUGUACUUCUCUUUCUGCUCUCCUUUGGUACCUUUUCCUCAGCGGUGGCUUGUGGCCCCUGAUCUGCAGCAGGAGUUGUAUCGCCACCUUGCCUUGUAUGUACCCAGAAUCUUUUGCCUUGGCCCGAGCCGGGGGAGCAGCAGAGAGGAGCAGAGAGAGGAACAAAGGGAGGAGUUGGCUUGUCAGCUACUGCUACUGGCUCCCCUGGAGUGGCUCCUUUUAGAAGAGGAUCCAGCUGCUGGCCUCGCUCUCCUGCAGGAGAAGAACCUGCCAUCACCACUGUGUGGACAUGUGUUCAAAGUGGGAGAGCCAACCUACUCCUGCAGGUAAACCACACACUCCCCACAAAUGCAGACUCUCUUGUUCACUCGCUCGCUCACUCACUCACUCACUCACUCACUCACUCACUCACUCACUCACUCACUCACUCACUCACUCACUCACUCACUCUCACACACACACACACACACACACACACACACACACAAAGAUAUGUCAGCUGAUAAUCGCUCUGUACAUGUAUGUACGUUUAUUUGUUUGUAGGGAGUGUGCAGCAGACCCCACAUGUGUCCUGUGCAUGCAGUGUUUCCUGGGCAGUGUUCACAAAGAGCAUCGAUACAGGGUAAGUACACAAUCUCACACACACUCUGAGCAACACAGUAAAAAUUUUUAUGGUUUUCUGGUUUAAUGCUGAAAGCAAAGUAGUGUUUACUUGAUAUAAUGUCAUGACCUGAACUUAAAAAAAAACAUUAGAGAGUAUUGUGGUAUCAUGUAAGAUUCUGUACUGUCCUCUGAUGAACAGUGAAAAUGAAGAGUUGUUAAAAAGGCUUUGUUAAACCUUGUGGAUGGCCUGUGAUAUCACUUUUUUCCAGCAGUUUGGUCCAAUGGCACAGUUUUAGCUAGGGAUGCCCCAAUACAACUUUUUUACCUCCAAUACAAUACCGAUAUUGUAGCCUUUAGUAUUGUCCGAUACUGAUAUUGAUCUAAUAUUUGCACAAAAUUGUGCAUGACAAGUUUUGUACUCAGCUGCAACGUCUUUUUCAGACAUAUAUGAAAAAUACUGCCACAGAAUCGACAUCACUCCUGCUCCUAGGUACUUUGUUGGUACCUUAGUACACACUGUUGUUGUGAUCACGUGGGCUCUACAUGCUGAAUAUGGGUGUUGAUAGAGAUACCGGAGCAGAGUCUGGGAUGGACUGCUUGUAUCCGAGUGUUGAUAUCAGUGAUUUUAAAUGCAGGCCGAUAUAAUCCAAUAUUUAAUUUUUAGCUGAUAUUGGACUGAUAUUCGACAUCAAUAUUGUAUCAGAACACCCCUAGUUUUCGCUGUGAUAGUAAAAACAAGAACAUAAACCCAGGCAGACACAUGUUCACACUGCUGUAUGGGGACACCAGGGCAGAGAUGACAUUUGCUGAUGGUGAUAAGCUCAGAUUCUAACUCAUAACAUGUUGAAUUCUGUAUCAUAUCUUGUCCUUUACACAACUACAUAAGAAAAGGGACCAGAUGUUUUGUUAUCACAACCAAUGUUUCAACUCACGCAAUAUAUCACCAUGCUUGCGCUAUAAGACUUGCCAUUGUCAAUGUACAAGAAGCAGAUAGCAUCAGAUUGAUUUAUUCAAUGCAGCAUAUUCCACAGGAAGCUUUUCAGCUCCAUCUCUGCUCUGUGCCAGAAGCGUCUCGACACACUGCUCUGCCAGAGAUAAGCACUGAGUCUAUUUUCACUGCUCUAUGCUUACACGCAUCAAUUUGCACAGAGUAGAUAGCAUCAGACAGGAAGUCAUGCACAAGCAGGGUAAAGUGAAUCGGAUAAAUUUCAAAAUAAAAUGCCAUAUGUAGACUUCUGACUGUUUGUCAGUUCGUGUAGAUGAGAAAUACUACCUGGUUAUGGAUUUGUCAUACACAUAAAACAACCCUAUGGGCUAUCCCUGAUCCAUGUGCACCACAACAAGACUUUGAACUGCUAACUCUGUCUGAAGGUAAGAGCACAGCAUAAAGGAAAAUAUAACAUAGUUUACUUUAUUAAACAUGAGUAAACCUGCAAAAAUCCAAACUGUAAAAUCAUGUUGCUUUUUCACAUACAGUAGAGGCUUAACAGUCACUGAAUAAAAUCCACAUUAGCAGGAAAUAGACCACAGGAAGGCAAAGCAACCUGUUGUGAGCAUGUUGUUUUUGAUACACUGGGUCCAGUUGACCAGGCCUGCACUACACUGCUGCAACGCUCUAAACACUCAUCCAGUGGGCGAUGACGCACUCUGCUCGACUGAGCUGACAGAAUGCGCCCAACACGGAUCCUGUAGGUUUUCGGCUUUAGGCUGCAGCUCUUAGGUCAAAGGUCAAGCUGUCAGCUGCACAAAGACCUGCCAUGACUGAAACUCUUCACCUAAGAGCCCGUCUGCUGCAUGUGACACAAGGGACACACAGUGGAGCUCUCUAUGCUAUAUUUUAGGAGUCAAAUCAGCCAAUGCCAGCUUGAAGGAAUCAGGAUGUUCAUGUGUGAACCCCUUAGUUAACCAGAAAAUUUGGUUAGGGAACAAUAUUACCCAGAAGACAGCACAGGGAAGCAAACAGUGUCACUUUAUCAUGAAUUUGUCCCUCAUUAGCUCAUAAACAACAUGUGGUGGUAAAACAUUUGGUUAGUAACUUUGUGGAGUGUUGCUUAAUUGUUACAUAGUGAUGGCACAUUUCUGUGGAAGUCUUCACACAGGAAAACCAUUCAAAACCCUGAGAACCCUCUCAAAACAGAACAUGUUUUAUGUACUAGCGCAACUCAUAUGUUGGAUUUUACAACACUGUGUGCGUGCGUGCGUGCGUGCGUGCGUGUUCAAGCCAAAGACUUAAGUAAGUGACUGUUUCUGCCACUCAGUGUAACUGUGCGUGUGUGUGCAUGUGUUGCAGAUGACAACAUCAGGAGGUGGAGGUUUCUGUGAUUGUGGAGACACUGAGGCCUGGAAGAAAGGUCCUUACUGCCAUAAACACACACCCACAGACAUCAGCAGGCAGUCACAGGAGGUGAGAAUCGUACCUUUGUACCUAUCUCUUACUUACCUGUGUCUUUCUCUGCCUGUCUCUGUACCUGCCUCUGUACCUGCCUCGUCCUCCACAUUUUGUUAGUGGACUCACUGUGCACUGUUUGUCCUUUCAGGAUCCUGUAGCCCUGCUGCCUGCUGACAUGGUUGCUCGGGGUUACAGCAUUUUUUCUAUCAUCUUGAAAUAUGCUGUGGACAUGCUGACAUGGGAACAAGAGGACCAGCUACCUGAGGGACUUGCACCUCCGUAAGUCACUAAGACCCAACAGAGACACACUCCACACUUAGUGUUUGCAGUUAUUCUUGCAAAAACAUCUCUCUUAAGUGGCUCAUGAUUUCCUAUAGAGCUUACAGAUAUGUCGACUUCCCUUCAUCUUCAGAUCACAUCACUUGGUUUCUGAGGGUGGGGACUGUAAAUCACUACAGCAACCUUGGCCUUAUAUAUUUUUUCUUUUUUUGCUGUGAGCUAACUAAUGUUGCAUGCCCAGCUAUAUAAACCACAACACCCUGGUGGCUCGGCUAAGCUACCUUAUAGGUAUCCGUGGUACUGCACUAGAGUGGUUCAAGUCUUAUUUGACCGACAGAACAAUGAGCGUGAGCCUUGGAGAUACAAAGUCCAGCUCUGCUCCACUGCCGUAUGGGGUUCCACAAGGGUCGAUUUUAGGGCCCCUGCUCUUUUCUUUGUAUUUGUUGCCCCUGGGAUCCAUCUUAAGAAAGCAUGGCAUUUCAUUUCAUUGUUAUGCUGAUGACAGUCAGAUAUAUGUGCCACUUAGCAAGAAAAAUGCUUUCUCUCUCACUCCACUUCUGGCAUGUCUUGAAGACAUCAAAGCCUGGAUGGCUUUGAAUUUCUCAAAUUUCAAUGAAAAAAAACAGAAGUGAUGGUCUUUGGUCCCAGUGGCCCUUGUGAAACCCCUCCUGUAGACUUGGGUAUUUGUUAGGUCUAAAACCUGCAACAUUUACCUGAUAACAUAAAGAAGAGAAAGACAAUGGUACAUACUCGAGGAGAAUGGACCGAGAUAGCUUCAGGUACCAUCUCGAAACCACUCUGAAAGGUAUUUCCGCCCAGUCUCUUUUAUUUAGGGUUGUCCUUGGUCACACAAUGUUUCUAAAAGGGUGGGGGUAAAUGUGCUGCAAAGUAAGCAUUUAAUAAUGAACAAUUUGUGAAUAUGUGAAGGUCAAGGCGGCAUCUAAAGAGCUCCUUCUGAUAAGCGUGUCCUCCCCUUAUUUCCUUCCCACGAUUCAUAGUGGAGGAUACAUCACACACACCUGCUGAUAGGAGAAACGAGUUCACAGAGAAGUUAAGAAACAUUCAUGUGCUGUGUAAUUAAGCUAUUGGAGAGAGAAGUUAGAAAAUACUCUUAUAUGAUGUAUAAAAAGAGGUCAAAGGGAUUAUACUUGUAGUAUAAACUCUUACAUAAGAAUAUGAGGAAUAAUGAUAACUUCUAUAUACAUUUAUGCACAUUAUUCUAACAGUAUUUUAGCAGAUUAUUUAAAGCCAACCGUCUCAAAUUUGGGUUUUAAGAUGGACAGUGAUUUUAAAUUUGAUAGGCAAAUUAGCUCGGUAGUGAAAUCCAGUUUUUAUCAUAUUAGGCAGCUUGCGAAGGCAAAGCCUUUUCUUUCACGUACGCACUUUGAAACAGUAAUCCAUGCCUUUGUUACAUCUCGGCUGGAUUACUGUAACGCACUUUAUUUUGGAGUCAGCCAGUCCUCCCUCUCACGUCUCCAGUUAGUUCAAAACGCAGCCGCCCGGCUCUUAACUGGAGUACGUAAGAGGGAGCACAUUACUCCCAUCCUGGCCUCCCUCCACUGGUUACCUGUGCAUUUUAGAGUUCAUUUUAAGAUUCUUUUAUUUGUUUUUAAAUCUUUAAAUGGUCUGGCUCCAUCUUACCUCUCUGAGCUUCUCCACCCCUACACCCCUGCUCGGUGCCUCAGGUGAGCUGAUCAGCUGCUCCUGGAGGUACCGAGGUCCAAACGGAAGCUCAGAGGGGAUAGAUCUUUUUCUGUUGCAGCCCCAAAUUUAUGGAACGAGCUACCCCUCCAAAUUAGACAAGCCCCCACACUGUCCAUUUUUAAAACUCGUCUUAAAACCCAUUUUUAUUCAUUGGCUUUUAACCCUGCAUGAGACUCGGCUCCUGUUUUAGUGUUUUAUGGUUUGUUUUUAGUUAUUUGUUUCUAUGUUUUUAAAUUAGUUUUUAAAAACAUUGAAGCUAUAUUUUACUUUUAAUUCUGCUUUUAUUUUAUCCAGUGUUUUAAUUGUUUCUUGAUUGUUUUUUAUCUUGUUGUUUUGUCUAGUUAUGUACAGCACUUUGUUCAGCUGUGGUUGUUUUAAAGUGCUCUACAAAUAAAGUUGAGUUGAGUUGAGUUGAGAAUAAUAUAAUUGUAAGAGGUAAAAUGUCAAGUAAGUGUCACAAGAUCAAAAAUGCUGAAGGGGAAAAACACAGCAAGAUCUCCGGUAUAACAAGUUGAGGACUUCAAAACCAAAGUGAAUGUUUGCAUCCUUAUCGAGUACGCAGUGUAGUGACUGCUUUCCUUCAACAAAAAGGCCGCUGGGGUUUAGGAUUGCUUGCAUCUGUGACUCAUUCACUUAUCAGUCCGGUUUGAGUGUUAAAAGUGGUUUAUUGUUCCAAAAAAAGGAAAGAAAACACACUGAUCCAGGUCCAAAACUUUUGCCUUCGAAUGAAAAAGUGAUAAGAUGAAAUGAGGUUAAAAUAGGAUGAGUGAAAUGGUCAACAGAAAAUUAUCAGAGUUUACCACAACCCAUUGUCUGACUACCCUGGUGAAAUUUAAAUAACCAGCCAAACAUCCCAAAACCACACCCCUCAGUGACGAUCCCCAGAAGUGACAUACUUAUUAGAAAUCAUACUGUCAGUGUCAACCAAUAUAAUUUGGCUCCUACAUACAGUUUUAAAAUGUGUGUUGAGUUGAUGAGAUUUUUCACACACUGUAUGCAGUCACCCUCUCAGAUAACCUCUACUGCCUGUGUUUUCCGCCUUUUUUAUCCUCUUUUUAUAAUAACAUUCAUGUACUGCAAAAUGGUACUCAUCUUGAUUGUUUGUGUAUGUGAGUUCAUGUUUGUGGUUUUCUGUGUGUGUAAUUUCAGGGAGAGAGAGGACACAUACUAUUGCAUGCUGUUCAAUGAUGAAGUCCACACGUAUGAGCAGGUGAUCUACACCCUGCAAAAAGCUGUCAACUGCAGCCAGAAGGAAGCUGUCAGCUUUGCUACCACAGUGGACCGAGAUGUUAGUACUCUCUUUAUUUUUUUUUCUUGGUUUAUAUAUCAUGUUUAACUCAUUAAGUAGAAAAACCUUUUUCAUUAUCAAAUAUUAAUAAAGAAUACUCUUUAUACCCCUGUGGUGUCAUGUUGCUCUUAUAUACUCUAUAUCACUCUCCAUUUUUGUAUGUGUGUCCAGGGCAGAAAGUCUGUUCGAUAUGGAGAUUUCCAGUUCUGUGAGCAGGCCAAGUCUGUCAUAGUGGUGAGUUUCCUUCUCCUCACUAUCUCGAAUCAUCACCCUAAACUUCCUGCGUUAUUCUCAUAUGAAACUGCCUUACUGUGUCAUAUGAUACGAAAACAUUUUGGGAAUUUUCAUGAAGGCAGAUCAUCGUCUAGUUAUUCAUCCUUACUCUAUGUAGCCCCUCUUCCUCCUGUCUGACACUUUUUCUCUCCCUCACAUCUUGUUUCUCACCAACAGAGAAACACCAGCCGUCAGUCAAAGCCUCUCAGGGUUCAGGUGAUGCAUUCAUCUGUUGUUGCUCAUCAGUGUUUUGCUCUGAAGGCCCUCAGCUGGUUGGGACAGGUCAUCCAGUACUCUGGUAUGUCUGGACUUCUCUACCAAUAAUCCCUCUGUGUGUUUGUACGACUGCCACCACUGCUUAGUGUAUACCUGUUGUGUUACAGAUGGUCUGAGGAGGCUCCUGUGUCAGGUUGGUCUGCAGAGAGGUCCAGAGGGAGAGAACUCCUCUCUGGUCGACAAGCUGAUGCUCAAUGACUCCAAGAUGUGGAAAGGUAACAAACUUCUCUUCAUUUUGGUUUUAUUUAGAUAUAUGAAAGCAACAGCACUCGCAUAACACCCUUUACAGUCUAUCUCACUAAUAAACACCAAGUAUAUUUUUAGCCAUCAAAGUAUAAUGCCAACCAUUUUCAUAUUUGUAAUCCUCAUUUAGUGACCUUCCAUGAUCAGCAAUUAAUAUAUCCCUUGUUGCUCUCUGUCCCUAACAACUCUGUUAACCUACAGUGCCUGACCCAUGCUCUCUAAGUUAUCAGUGAGGGAGAAGUAGCCCCUCCUGUAAAUGCAGUGAUUCAAGAGCAACAUCUCAUGUUAAAUGAGAAACACUCUUAUUCUUUCAAAGACAAGUGUAGCAGCAGAUGACAGUUUGCACUAAUGACUGCUACAGCUCCUAUCAUAAACCAGUCAGACAAAGGGUUUAAUCUCAUGCUUAUAUAAUAGACAAUAUUACAUACAUUUUUAAGUCAAUACAGGUUUAUUGCAACAUCCCUAGAGUGUACAAAUAGAUGCUGUGAUGUGUGAGGAAGGGAGGCUCAACAAAAAAGGAAAAAAAUAACAGGUUGGGCAGAUGAAAGUUGCUUGCUGAUAAGUGGGUAAUAAGUUGGUCAGCCUGGUACAAUUAAUAUUUCAACAAAUCUAAAAAAAGAAUUGAUAAACCACAUUACACAAUGAAAAUGGGGUGAUUGUGUAUUUAUGCAUCUGUAAAGGUAACAAACCAAAACACAUAUUUUGCUGUGCUCCUUUUGAAAACAUGACAUGCCUCACUGUCAUUACCUUUCUCUCUGUAGGAGCAAGGAAUAUCUACCACCAGUUGCUGAUGAACAGCCUCCUCAUGGACCUCAAGUACAAGAAGAUCUUUGCCAUCCAGUUUGCCAAGGUAACACAACCUCUACCUACAUAACUACUCUAAUACACCUUGUAUUCAUUAAAAUUAACACACAACAAAUGAUUACACCUGAUCAGGAACUGGGUAUUACACCAGGGACCUGUUGCACCACCUGUGUGUAAGUUAUGUCUUAAGUUAGGGUGUAAAGUCCACACUAAACUAGGGAUGGGAAUCGAGAACCGGUUCUUAUUGAGAACUGGUUCCAAAUAGUUCAAUCCAUUGAUAUCAUUUACAUUUUAUCUCAACGAUUCCCUUAACAAUUCCUUUCUUCCGAGUGCCUUGAAAAACGGUCUCGCGAGUGCCAGUCUACGCGAACGAGAACAGAGACAGAGAAAGAAAACAUGGCGGAUGGUUGAAAAGUAGGCAGAAACGAGCUAAAGUGUGGCUUAAUUUUACUAAGAAAGAUGACAACAGUGCAACGUUUGCUUAAAUAUUUCUUAACAGGGCACGGCAUCAGAUAUAAGGAGUCACAUGGAUUUAAUGCUUUCUGCCGGCAACAGGUAUUGUGCUGUAGAAUGGAUCCCCUGCAUCCCAUCCAGCUUCUUAAAGUAGAAGAAAUAUGAUCUCAUAUUUAAAAAAAAAAGUAUUGGAUCAUGACAAUUUGUCAAAUGGAGCAGCAAACUUUCAUUCUGUUUUCAUGUGUCUCAAAAAUGCACAUAUGUGUACUUGGGUAUAUAAACUGUAAGCUGUCAAGGUAGAUUUUGAGACAGGAAAUAUCCCGAAUCAGAGAGCUGUUGUUUUCGGCUUAUCUGAAUAACUUGAAUGAAAUCAUUAAAGGCACACGCUUUUGAAUGAAUACAAUGGUAAGGAAAACUUGGAUUAUUUCACCUUAUGUACUUUCAACUGCGCUCCCGUCAGGGGAUGCAUUCUAUGGCAGGGGUGCAUUCUACGGCACAACACCGGUCGUCAGCCGCUGCAGCUCCGUCUCAGCACGGCAUGAAAGGUACGUACAGUACAGGCCAAAAGUUUGGACACACCUUCUCAUUCAAUGCAUUUUCUUUGUUUUCAUUACUAUUUAAAUUGUAGAUUCUCAAAACUAUGAAUGAACACAUGUGGAAUCAUGUGCUUAAGAAAAAAGUGUGAAAUAACUGAAAACAUGUUUUAUAUUUUAGAUUUCUCAAAGUAGCCACCCUUUGCUUUUUUGAUAGCGCUGCAAACUUUAGCUGUUCUCUCAAUGAGCUUCAUGAGGUAGUCACCUGAAAUGGUUUUUACUUCACAGGAGUGCCUGAAGUAACCCUGACAAGGUACUUCUGUCAUCAAGAGCAAAGGGUGGCUAUUUUAAAGAAACUAGAAUAUAAAACAUGUUUUCGGUUAUUUCACACUUUCUUUAUAAGUACAAAUUCUACAUGCGUUCAUUCAUAGUUUUAAUGCCUUCAGUAAUAAUCUACAAUGUAAACAGUCAUAUAAAAAAAUAAAGAAAAGACAUUGAAUGAGAAGGUGUGUCCAAACUUUUGGCCUGUACUGUAUGUUAGGGUGAUGAUACAUCGUUUUACCCGGACACGUCCUCUUUUUUUCUCCGGGGGGAGUUUAUAAAAUCCUUCAAAUGUCCGGAACAUGUGUCCAUUGAUUAUAAAACAGUUCAGAGCAUCCGUGCUCUCUGCAGCUCCGCCCCUACGCUCACUUCUAGGCAAAGUCACUGACGUGACGCACACAUGCACUGUCUUUGGGAACUCAGAAUAUGUGUUUCACUGAGUUAGAAGCGCAUAAAAACUACCGACCGACUAAAAAAAACCCCAAAAUUGCACACACAAGUCCGUCUCCGCGUAGUAGUGUCCUCUUUUUGGAGAUUCAGAAUAUGGUCCCCCUAGUGUAUGUCCUGUGUUAACAUAAGCACAAAGAAAUGUCAGAAAUGCUGUACAAAUAGCAUUUUUGUUUGAUUAUUUUUAGACUCUCGCUGAAGGUUGCAUACAUCUUUUUCGGUUAUCAGAGGCUCAAUAAAAUUUUGAGUUAACUGUGAAAACCUAUAGUCUACUUUUUUUAAAUAAAAAAAAGGCAUUGAUAAGGGAAUCGUUAAAGAAUUGAAUCAAUAAGCAGAAUCGAUAAGGGCAUCGAUAUAAACAAAAUCUUAACAAUUCCCUACACUAAACUGUGUAAAGUUUUUGCUACACAAGUUUUACCUUUGUUAAGUUGCAUCCUGAGGACAUAAGGUUAAUCCUAACUAGCCCCAAGAGUGUCCAAACUAACCAGAAUAUUGCUUCAGGUAUGAUGUAUGCCCUUCCUGUAUCCAAUCAGAGACAAAGCGCUUUUUCUUCUGGAGUGAUUAUUAAAAGGCCAACUCUUACGGCAAAAAAUAUGAGCCAUUAGCACCUGCUACUCAACCAACUGCAGCAGAAAGGUCUGUGAAAUAUGACAAGUAAUCUGUCGUGUAAAAUUACCACAGUGACAUUGCGUGGUUCACCAACUAUAACUUACUCAUAAUUUAAGGCAGUUUUUGAUGUAGAUCUCUACUAGUGGAAGUUAACAGUACCAUUUUUAAAUUGAUUUACUCUCACAGAAAACAUGUUGCCUGUACAAAAAAGUCGAUCAAAUGAUCUACUCUUUGUCCCCUUUUCAGUUAUCCCAUCUCUAAAAAUGAUACGCCAUGAUGGACCUGCUCAGGGCUUGGUGUAAGAUUUAACUCGUAACUUGUGCUCACAUUGAAACUAACUCAGUUGGUGCAACCCAAAAAUGUAAGUAGUGUAAAAACUCCACCCUUAAUCAGAAACUACAUUGAAACUUUGUGGGUGCAGCCCAGUGCUGAUCAUAACACACAUUCUGUCAUCACUACCCCUAAUCUUUUCUGCUGUUCACAUUUUUCUGCACUCUGCAUAAAGUUUCUACAUGUUUGUGUUUUUUCAGUCAAGAGUUGAUUGUUUGCCACCUAAAAUAGCUUAACUCACCAGCUGCUUCCAAAGUUCGAUAUAGAAUAAAAUAAAACUUUAUUGAUCCCCCAAAGGGGAAAUGCGUAUUGUCACAGCAGCAACAGAUACGAUAAAUAGCUAUGACAACAGAUAAAUAAAUAUCAUCCCACCUGAGCUUUUUUUUUAGCUUUUGACCUCAGAUGGUCUGUCUUGGAGUUGAAUGAGGAGUGUAUGAAAAUGUCAUUCAGUCACAGUCAUCACCAAGCUUUACAGGCUGACCAGAAAACCUCAUUAACAGGAAAAUACAGCCGUCUUAUUCUCCAGAUUGAUGUUCAUACAUUCUGGGUUAAAUGGUGACGGUUUACUAGUUUGUGUUUCUGAUAAACAGUCUGGUUGUUGUUUUGAUUAAGUCUCCUGUGACCUGUUUUUUUUUUCUUCUUUUUGGCCUGAUACAGAUGAGAUUAGCCUUCAGUCCCCAUGAACAACAAGAUGUGACUGUAGCAGGUCUCAGACAAAAAGAUUAUUUUCUUCAACUAACAAAAACUGCAAGUGACCCAGAAGGAUCUGAAUUUGUUUUUUUAAUAUCUUAUUGACAAAAGAUAAAUCUGACAGGGCCCUACUGUUUAACAGAAAGAGAAAAAAGUUUGUCAGGCUUAGUUUCUUUUUCUGUCAAAAUUCCAAUUUACUACAUCAAUUAAUUUUCCUAAAACUCCGGAAAACUUCUCAGAUAAAUCACACAAGAUUGGGUGCUGACAUUGAUAAGCCGUGAGGCGCUGCUAGUAGAAAGGUUUGUUUAAAAAAGCUUAAGCAAAAAAAAUAGCAGCCCAUCAGCAGCGACCUCUGACCCAGAGGUGAAAUGUCGUCCCCCUUUUAGAACUACAGACGCCUCCAGACAGAUUUUAUGGAGGAUGACCACGAGCGAGUUGUGUCAGUGACCUCUUUGUCAGUUCAACUCUUCACCGUCCCGACCAUGGUGAGUACUCCUCCUCCUCUGCACCUCCACACACCUUUCUCUCUCUGCCUGUCUCUCCCUCUGCUGGUAGAAUUAUGAACGCUUGCAGUGCGACUACGUCAGAGAUGACCACGACCGUGAGUUCUCCAUCACUGACCUGUCAGUGCAAAUAUUCACCGUCCCGUCGCUGGUGAGUGCAGUCUGAUUUUCUGUUGAGGUGUGAAAUGAGAAUGGGAGAUGUUCAUCACUGCAGCUGGACGGGUUCAUCUCUUCAACUCUUACUGAUCUCUUGAUUCAGUCAUAGAUACAAUGCACUUUUUCCUGUCCUGUCAUUAACACAUAUAUUUUUUUAGAAUAAAGGAGGGCUAUCAUUGCAGUCCAGAUCAAGAAUAAUUCAAAUUUCUUGAUCAAAUUCAAUGAUUAAAAUUUUCUUGGGGGGCGGAGGGGCCUCAAAGGGAAUUCAUACAAGUUUUAAUGAUAAUGACUGAAACUGACAUUGGGAAAUGUUUCAGGUCAGUAGUAGUAUUAGUGAAGUGUCAGUGGGUCUAUUGGUCGAUUAGGUUAGGUUCUUCGGCCAGGUGAAGAAGCUAAGGUCAUAUUUGAAAACCCAGGCUGUCAGUCUGUAUAUUUACAACAUGCUGGAAACUUAUUUUGUGAGUUCCUUGUUUGGAUGUUGGGGAGUUGAUGUUUUGCAGGGACUGGAAGGUUUCUUUUGCUGAAACACUACUCAGACUUGCUGUAAAGAUUAUCCUGCUCCCCCCUCAGUGGUAAAAAUAUUCAGAUGAAUAUAAACUGGUCUCACGUUUUUUUCAGAUGAAGCCUCUAAACAACAAGAAGGCCGUCAAUCUGAAAGAAACUUUUAGAGCAAAACCAACUUCUUAACCCUUGAGAUUUGCUCCUCAAGCUGCACUGGUCCAGAAAAUACCACGUUUAAGUGAUAGCAGUUGCUGUUUGACCUGAAUAUAAGCACUUAUAAGAGGAGAGGUUUUUGCUUGUCCUUUCUUAAAUCUGUAUCCUCUGGUGUGUGCUGCUCAGUGCCUGUCUGCAUACCUCUCUUUCUAGCCCUUUUCUGCUCUCAAGGUGACCCAGUCCUUCUAGAGUGUGUGUGUGUGUGUGUGUGUGUGUGUGUGUGUGUGUGUGUGUGUGUGUGUGUGUGUGUGUGUGUGUGUGUGUGUGUGUGUGUGUGUGUGUGUGUGUGUGUGUGUGUGUGUGUGUGUGGGUGUGUGGGUGUGGGCAUUUGUGUGUGUAUCCUUGGCCUUUAAAUGUCUGAUAUGCAUACCUAAAGGAGUUUAAACUUGCUAGUGCCACUUCAUUUAGAGACUGUAGAAUAAAAAGAAAAUAAUAAACUUUCAAGGAAAUAGAUUCUUUUUCUUUUUUGCUACUUUUUUGUCAUUUUUUUCACUUAUAAAGACAUGGGUAGAGCACAGUUGAACAUCACCAAAAAUGAAAGAACAGACAGCGGAGCACACUUGAGAUGUAAUUAACUUACAUUUCUUUACGGGUCCAUCAAAGUUCAAAGUGAGAGAUAGUGCUCCCGUCUUCUGCAUCAUAUUGAAGCCAUUUGAACCACCUCUUGGUGAAAUCUGCUCCUCUAAGUCUUAGUGAAAAAGUUAUUUUUUUCCAUUUUACAUAUUUCAGACACAGUUUCCAUCCAUUCCUUGAGGUCUGGGGUCUCAGGUUUAUACCAUCUUCUUGAAAUUAUUUUUUUUUACAAGCCACAAGCAGUAUCUUACACAAAUACCAGUCCUUUUAAGAAACAUUUCCUGAAAACAAACCAAAAUACACUCACAUCAUGUGGUAGUGCAUAACCUAAAACUUUGCACAAAUUUGUGACAGUCUUUACCCAGAAUAACUGAAUAUUUUUAUUUUGACCAAAAAGUAUGGGAGUGAUUGCCUUUUAUGUGCCCACAAUGUCUCCAACAUAGGUUUUGUGUUUUGGAUUGUAGAUUUUCAGUGUUUGGUGUUAUAAAAUAACCAAUGAAAUUCUUCCAUCCAAAUUCCCCCCAUUUCUUGGAACUUGUGGAUGAGUGUUGUGUGUUCCACAUCAACCCCCAAUCCUCCAGUGGUAUUUCUACUGGAUUCAUAUUGUUUAUAACUUCAUUUACUACCAGUAAUGAUAAAAAUGUUCCACUUCACUCUUUCUAUGUCAACACUAAAUCACUGCAUGUAUUGAUUAUAUACCUUCACACUGUUUCAUCACCAGCCUAAUUAAGACCCUUUUGAAAGGCUUUACAAGUAUCAAAACUUUUCUGUAAUUGUUAUAAUUAGAAGGUGCUGUUAUCAUUUUCAUGAUCAUAGUUGUUUUCACAAUCAGUUAUUAUUCUUUAUUCGUAUCACUUGAGUCCAGGUACAUAUUUACUUUCUAUGAAGGGCCUAAAGUUAGCUUCUAUCAUUGUUAAUGUGAAUUGCUUUUCUAGAUUCUUUAUUACAACUGUUCAAUAACCUAAUACCAGCAGUGUGCAGGGCUUUAGCUUCCUCUAUGUCAUAAUGGGGGACCAUGGUUGUCUGUUGUUAAGUAAUUUCUGCCAGCAGAUCAGUGAAGUAAAUGUGCUGAUGUCAUAGUCUGUUCUUCUGUUUGAUAACUGCAGGCCCGGAUGCUGAUGGUGGAGGAGAACCUGAUGACGACUAUCAUUAGAACAUUUGUUGAUCACCUUCGUCACAGGGACCUGCAGGGACGCUUCCAGUUUGACCGCUACACUGCCCAGCAGGCUUUCAAGUUUGGGCGUGUCCAGAGCCUCAUUGGAGACCUGAAGUUAGGACCAAUGCAUGCAUUUACACAUCUGUUUAUUUAUUAUUAUUAUUAUUAUUAUUAUUAUCAUCAGUAUCAGUAUCAGUAUUAGUAUUAUUAUUAGUAUUAUUAUUAUUGUAAUUACUUUGAUUUAUUUAUUUAUAUAUAAAUAUAUAAAGUAGACCCCAUUAACCACUGCCACAACAAUUUGUACAUCAAGUUAUACACAAGUUAUGAACCAGUUAGUUUGUUCACUAGUUACUGCAUAUUAACAGUUUUUACCAGUUUACAGGACGGUAACUACACCAAUACAUAUCAAGUAAAAUGCAGAUUUAACACCUUUUUCACAUACAUGUUAAAUUCCAGUGACAUAUUGGUUUUAAACCAGAUUAUACACCAUUUAUAAAGCUCUUCAAAUGUAGUUUUAUGUUCCAGUUCAUCAUCUUUAAUACCAAUAAGAUAAAAGCAGUUCCAUUAAUUACUAAUAGGUGUGUCUGUUUUUUAGGUACGUAUUGAUUAGUCGUCCCACUGAGUGGAGCGAUCAGCUCAGACAGAAGUUUCUAGAAGGUUUUGAUGCUUUCCUGGAGCUACUCAAGUGUAUGCAGGUAACCCACAGCCAAAGACCCACAUGACUGUAACCUGCCCAUUAAAGCUGUGCAAUACAAUAACAUGAGGUUGUGAAGGGUUAGAAGGUUUCCAUGAUCCAACAGUUCAAAUGAAUCUACUUUAUGUAGGAGUUUUUUUUUUUUUUGAAUGGACAAACCACAGGCUAAAUAACAAUAUAUCCCCAGAUACAGUGAGUUUCCUAUGAAAGAGGAUAAGGGCCACAAGAAGAGAGAAAAAAUAAUUACAGUAGGGAGAUUUUUUUAAUUUCCAUUUCGAGAUGAGAGUCGCAAUUUCAAGAUUAAAGUCAAAAUUUUAAAAAGUCGACUUUAUUCAUGUCAACUUUAAUCUCAAAAUUUUGACUUAAAUCUCAAAAUUUUAGUUUUUUUGACCUCGAAAUUUUGACUUUAAUCUUGAGAUUUAAAUUUUUUAUCUCAAAAUUUUGACUUUAACGCCCUUCUUGUAAUUAUUAUUUUUUCUCUCUCUGUGGCCCUAAUCACCUUUAGUUGUUUCCAGCAUUGUUAACCUGCAACACAGCAUUUUGAAAGUUUUCUUGUCAAGUGCUACUGUUUUGUACUAAGCAGUUUAUCUGCUAAUGGUUAGUGUCAGACACUCACUUAGUGCACUGCAAAGAUCAUAAAAGCACUGACAGAUUCUUACAUAAUCAUAUGCUGUUGUAUAACGCACACACUGGCAUGCUAGGUAGCUCUUCUUAGUUUAUUAUUUGAAAAUAUGAGUUCAGAUCAUUUCAAAUGUAGUGAAGAUUGGGUUUAAGUGCUUACUCUUUCCAGACGUGAAUCAAACAGAACAGCAGUGAUCUCAGGGAGAGGUGAAUAAGGUAUGGCACUAGAUUCAGCCUGUAUUACUAACUGUUUGGUCAUGUAGAAGCUUUAGGCUUGAUUAGUUGAUAAUUUCUCUAACUUUUCUCUGUAAAAGUUACCCUGCCUUCUACCUUUUUGAGAAGAUUGGCUGUUUUGAAAAGUUUCAGAGGAUUUAUUUGUACAUUUUAUCGAGAUAGAAAUGAAAAAUUAUGAUUCAUGUAGUUAAACUCUUGCUGAAGUACUUUUAUUUUGGGGUAAGUCUGACCUAAAUUGCACCUCUCAUGGAUUGACUGUUUACUUGAAAAAGGUGAUCCUUGUCUUUACCGGAUUCUAAAUGUUUCAGAUCCUUAGGCUGCCAUUUGAAUGAUGUUGCCUUUAAUCUGCUUUGAAGGGGACAUUCAUUUGAUAUUUAAGUGAACAGUUACAUACCAAGUACUACAUCAGAAACAAAGAGACACAUAAAUACUGAUAUGCAAGAUUGCACACUGCCUAAGUGGUGGUGGUGUUCACUUUUAAAAACAAAUGUUAACUUUUGUAUUAAGCAAAAAAGUCUGUGACUGAUAAACUUUAGGUCUUAUCCAUGUCAUCAUUCCUGUUGUACUUGCAACUAGUUGGCAUUAAAAGCACAAUCUGUUCAAAAAGAUGCAAACAGGCCCUAAAUGCUGUGUUUUUCCUUCCUUCACAUAAUUUUUAGAAGGAAAAUUGGUUACAUUGUAAUGUCCAGUAACUCACUGAAUAGUUUUGAAAACAAAGACAAAGUUUGGUGAUGAAAACUGGAUUAUAAUUCUGCAAGGAAAAGUGACAUGAGUUUUUUGCCAUAUUUCCCACCCUUGCUGGUCAGAGAGAGCCCUGACUUUUUCUAGACCCAGCGUGUUUCUUUUUCUGUUUCUGCUGAAACAUCUGAACCUGUCAGUCUGACUGUUUGUGUGUCUCACCCUGUCAGUCUCUCUCUGAACCUGUCUCUGUUUUUGUCCUGGACUUUUCUCUCUAUUUCAGGGUAUGGAUCCAGUUGUGAGGCAGGUGGGGCAGCACAUCGAGAUGGAGCCAGAGUGGGAGGCAGCAUUCACUCUGCAGAUGAAACUGACUCAUAUUAUCUCCAUGAUCCAAGAGUGGUGCUCCACUGAUGUAAGACUACUACUAUUACUUAAGUAAUAGUACUAAUAAUACUUUUACUUAAGUAAUAGUACAAAAUAUUAUUAAUUAUUUCUUUUUUUGUGCAUGAACUUGAAAAUAACAUCUAAAGUGGCUGUUAGAAGCCGACCAACAGCCUAGAUGUGCUUUGAUAGAGGUAUAAGCAAGUCAUUAUGGGCUCCAAAAAUUCCAAGUGUUUUGACUCAGUUGUACUUUUGGGGUCCAUACAUUGACAACUGUGUCCUGUUAAAACUUGGCAACAUCUAACUGUGUACUCAGGACAGUGAGACAUCUAUCUUUGUAAAAUGUUUAAAGCAAAUAAAUUGGGCAGCAGCAGAGCAUCUGCAUUUUUCUGUACUUGCUUUAUGUGCUCAAGCAAGUUGGAGUAAGCAAAUUAAGUGUUGGGUGCCCAACAUUUCCUCGGGGAAAAUCCCUGCUUCCUAUUCCCUCAUCACAUGUUUCCGAGAGGUGGCCAUACCUCUUCUCACAAAAUGGACGUAAGGCCUGAAGCCCACAUGAUUGAGCGCGUUCCAUCAGCAUCGUGUAUCACGCUGCAAAUUGGUUCCCAUUCUAAUCAAUGUAUCGUCACACACAAGAAGCACCUCUGCUCAAUCUCAGAAGCAUGUCGAGUGCUAUUCUGCUUAAGAUAUGUGCUGACAGUCUAUUUUCCCUGCUCUACGCUUCUAACAUGCGUCAAUCCACACAGAGAACAUCGUUUUAGACAGGACUUUGAACUGAAGGUAACAGCACAGCAUAAAGGAACAUUGUUUACUUUAUUAAACAGGAGUAAACCUGCAAAAACCCAAACUGUAAAAUCACGUUGCUUCUUCACAUACAGUAGAGGCUCAACGAUCACUGAAUUAUAUCCAAAUUAGCAGGAAAUAGACCACAGAACGGAAAAACAACCUAUUGUGAAGAUGUUGUUUCCUCUAUACUGAGCCCAGCUGACCGAGGCUGCGCUACGCUGCUGCUACGCUCCAAAUACGCUUCCUGAGGGCGAUGAAAUGCGCUGCUCGGUGGAGCAAAUAUGCAACACUGAACGCGCUCAACGUGGAUCCUGUGGGUUUUAGGCUUACUGUUGGCUGGCAUAUAUCAGAUAUGUGUACUUUUUAUAUGUCAAAGAGUUGAAACCUACGUAUAAACAUAUUUCAGGGGAAAGUCAUGGAUUUAAGGUGAUACUUCGUCAUGAGACAUUUAAUGUGAAAUCUUUUGCCUCUAUGUGUUUGCUUUUUACUCAUACUGUACAUGCCCAUGUGUCUUUCCAUGUGUCAGGAGCAUGUGCUGAUUGAAGCCUACAAAAAGUGUCUGAGCGUGCUCAGCCACUGUCAGAGCAGUCUACCAGAUGGCGAGCAGCCAAUCAGCUUGAGUCUGGCAGGUCACUGCGUGGAGACGUUCCGGUACCAUGUAUCUCAGGACAAAGUGUCUAUACACCUGCCUGUUUGCAGACUCCUGGCAGGUAAACCCACAUGCUCAGUCAGACACACAGUCGGUUAGUCCAGACUCUGCUCAGAAAUUGAAAAGAAGUCUGCUUCAUGUCAGCAGUGUAAAAGUUGUAGCUUGUGGAAAAACCAGAAACAAUUUGAGUAAGUGAUUGUGGACAUGAGCUUUGAAGUUAUGAACCAUGUCUCUUCAUUCAUAAAGAAUAAAUUAGACUAAAACUGCCCCCCCUCUCACCUCUUCCUCCUCCAGGGCUCCAUGUUCUCCUCAGCAGGACAGAAGUAGCCUCACGUUUCCCAGAACGGCUUCCUCUGGUUAGUAACCUCUCUGCAGCCUGUCUGCACGCCUGUUACAAGAAACAGAUUAAUACACCUGUCUUAACAUGUUUUUGUGCAUCCUCAGGGAGAACUCAGCCCCCCUCUUCUGAUUGAGCUCCCCCUUCGGUGCCUUGUGCUUUGUGCCCAGGUGCAUGCUGGGAUGUGGAGGAGAAAUGGGUUUUCCUUGAUCAAUCAGGUAAGUGCCAUGUCAGUACCUGAUAACCAGUACUGAGGUGAUCAACUUGGGACAUUGGUCAGCCUGUUUUAGAUCGGAGCAGUGUUUUGCUUUUACUAGAAAGAUAUCCUGAUGGUGAUGAUAGCGGCAAUGAAAAGAAAAGUAAUUCAAAGAGAUUGCAGAUAAAAGCAAUGGUGAAAUCUUAGUGAAUUUCUAAACUAAAUUCUUAGAAAUUAAAAAGCCAAGUUGUGGCAUUGUGAGAGCAAUAAAAGGGAGCUGAUCUUAGGGGAUUACUCUGGACUAUUUGUUACGGUUAUGAAGAAGUCAGUCUGUUUUUGAACAAAGGCAGCAGAAACCUGCUAGAAAUGAAACUAUAAAUCAGUAAAAUUACAUGUCCUGUGACUGAAACAGGUUAUAAACAUGAUUGUUCAGUGGCUGCAGUCACAGUUUGAAACAGAUGAAAUGAGGUGUUGAAUUGCAGCUGGACAUACCGCAACAGAAAUUUGUGCUCCCAUAAUUGCUGCAUAAUUGUUAAGGUGCGUCAGUUUGACUCAAAGGGUUUUUUUUGUUUUUUUUUUAGCAUUUUAUGAUUUUAUCCAAAGAGAACAGUCUGUCAGUGAAUGUGAACUGAGGUUACUCCAAGUUGUCUCUGUUGUUAAUACGGUGAUGUUAUUUUUGAAGCCAACACUGGAUGUAUUUUGGAUAUGUUGUUCAUCUAAUUAAAGCUGCCGUUAUGAAUUCUUAGUUUGUCUCCAUUUUAGCACCUCCUGUAGACAAAGCUUUCUAAAGGAAGACGCAUUUCUGGGAACAAGUUUUUUAGUUGAUGAAUGAACAACACAUUUGUUUUACCUUUCAGAUUUACUACUAUCACAACGUCAAGUGCAGAGUGGAGAUGUUCGACAAAGACAUCAUCAUGCUGCAGGUAAAGACACACUUCACUGUCACUACUCACACUGAGUGUCUUUUCAGUCUACUGUCACACUAUGACAAAGCCUGGCCAUGCUCACUCUGCCUGGCUGUCCUGACUCAGCCUUUUUCUGCUUAUUCUGACUCAGCCUGACCCCACUGACUGCAUUCACAUAGCUUUAUUCACUGACCAAUUCACCCUGACUUUACAGACUCUACAGCAUUUCCCUAUACUCAUGUUCAUAUCCUUACUGGUUCAACUGAUGCUAAUGACUCAUUCUGACUCUACUGACUCAGUACAAAAGAGAGUAUAAAAGUGGAGCAUCUGUGAUUUCUUUUGCUAUCAGAGUCACAGCAAAGACAUUACUGAGGACUCAUGUUCCCCCAUAGAUAUUAUAGACACAACAGACAGAAACUGAAGUUUAUUUGUGAUGAGUUUACUGGCUCUGCUUGUUAAAUGACACCUCGCAGAUUUACAGUUGUAUUUAUUUCCAUCCAGGCAGGAGCGUCAAUGAUGGAUCCAAACCACUUCCUGAUGAUCGUCCUGAGUCGAUUUGAGCUGUUCCAUAUUUUCAGCUCUGCAGACUGCAGGAAGAGAUACAGGGAGGCCAACAAGGUGGGAACUGACUCAGCUGACUCUCUGCUGAUACUCUUUCACAACUCCAUUAACCCUUCACUGUCUGUGUUUGACAGGAUGUGGUCCAGCAGAACAACACUCUGAUUGAAGAGAUGCUUCACCUCAUUAUCAUGGUCGUCUGUGAGUCCCUGUGCUGUUUCUGUUUUACGAUAAGAAAAAUUGAAAUAUUUCACCCAAAGAACAUCUGAAUGUGGUCUUGGUUAAUGGAAAGUUGUGGAACAAAUCAAAUGCUGGACAGUGAGAUUAACAGCAUACCUGGUUCGUAUGUGUGUGGUAAAGGUGAACGGUACGUGCCGGGUGUUGGCCAGGUGGAGCCCUUUGAUGAGGUCAGGAGGGAAAUCAUCCACCAGCUGUCAAUCAGACCGAUGGCUCACAGUGAGCUGGUGAAGGCUUUGCCUGAGAAUGUAAGACACCUGCCGGUCUUUUUGUGUUAUUAUCUGCCUCUGAACCUGUCAGUGUGUUUGGACAUGUCUGUGUGUGGCUGCAUAAUAGUCUGAUUGUUUCUGUCUGUCUGUGGUCCUGUAUGAGAGCCUGUCUGUGUACCUGUCUGUGUCUGUCUAUGCAUCUGUCUACAGCUGUCUUCUACCUUCUCUUUCUCUUUUCAGGGGAACAAGGAGACGGGUCUUGAGAAAGUCAUCGACUCUGUGGCUUCGUUCAAGUGAGGCAGCUCUCUUUGGCAGAUCCACCUUAAAUACAUUGUGUAUUCACUUCAGAUACCUGUCUGCCUGUUCAAGCAUCCCCCUGAACAACACCCUGUCCACCUGAAAUUUAAAUACACCAGAACUACCAGCUUAAAAAGCACAUUUGCUUUUACAACCACCAGAGCACCUGAAGUGAACUCUGACGGCCACUAUUCACACUUCAUUACAUCCAUCAGUGUUUCCCCCACACAGAUCUGACUGUGGUGGGCAGCCAAAGAAUACAUACAAGCUUAUUUGCUGCAUAUUUGAGCAUUUUAUUUUUUAACCAUAAAAUAAUCAACCAUGAUCAAUAAACUAGUAAAAGACUUUCCCUUGCUCUUUACUACUUACUCAGGUGUAGUGGGAGGAGUUUGAAACAUGCUCUACAGGUUAUCAGAGAGAGCCAGUUUAUGCCCUGUAAAUGUGCUCACUAGGUUGUGAGUAAUGUGAUGACUCUUGUGCUGUGUUUUUACUUCACCAACAGGAAGCCAGGAGUAACAGGUCGAGGUCUAUACGAACUGCGCCCUGAGUGGAAUAAAUACUUCAACCUAUACUUUCAUCACUACAGCAGAGCAGACCAGUCCAAGGUACACAAACUGAUGGGGGCGCUGAACAGGCUAUUGAUCGAGGCACUGUAGGGGUUAACUUAAAGAUAACCAAUCUCUCUCCAAUAUUAACUGUGUAAUGUGUGUUUCAGGCUGAAGAGGCUCAGAGGAAGCUGAGGAGACAGAAUGGAGAAGACACAGGUAAAUAUAAACUCAAAUCAAUCAAUCACACUAAUUUAUAUAAAAUAAAUUUAUAUAAAAUAAAUUAGUGUGAUUGAUUGAUUUGAAUGUGAACAUGUCAAUCAAAGUGAGAUUCCCAAGAACCAGGCUGAGAUCAUCUGAGCUGUUUAGUUCCAAGAAAACUCUUCUGAGUCAUUUUUUAUUUCAGAGCAAAUUUUACCGAAACUCAGUCUGCCAGUGUUGAACUGCUUGUGUAUAUUUUUGUAUUUUUGUACAUUUCUUAAAAGUCGAUAUAUCAUAAUCAAUAACAUUGAUUUUUCUGUGUGUAUGUCUGUUUGUGUGUAUCAGCCCUGCCUCCCCCUCUUCCUCCCCCGCUCUGUCCCCUGUUUGGCAGUCUGGUGAACCUGCUGCAGUGUGAUGUGUUGCUGGCUGUAGAGGGUGCUGUGCUGCAGUGGGCUGUGGAGCCCAGUGGAGGGUGCUGGACGGAGUCCAUGCUGCAGCGGGUGAGACUUGAACAGUAUCUUCCAUAUGAAGUGUUGAUGGUGGACCAUCAGCUUAGAUCCAAAGGCGUGUCCAAACUAUUCCUCAAAGGGCUGUGUGGCUGCAGGUUUUUCUUCCAAGCAAUCAAGAGCUUGCAGUCUGACCAAUCAGCUGUCUAAAGACUGAGAUCAGCUGAUGAAAUGAAUCAAGUCUGGUGUGCUGCUGCUUGGUUGGAAGAAAACCACAUGGCCCUUUGUGGAAGAGUUUGGGCAUGCCUGGCUUAGAGAUACAUGAUGUCUCUAUUCAGCUGGUUGUCGUUCAGUUGUGAGCGCUGAACUUAAAAUCAUGUUUAAGAUGAUUAAGUCUAAGGAGUCAGUCUAGAAUCUCCAAAUGGAGUCAAAGGUAUUUAGAAUCCAUUCACAGUUGCUCCAGUUGGUAGUGAUUGUGCUAUAAACAGACUGAUCUUGAAACAGGUUUUUGUCUGUCCAAACUCUGUACUUAUGAUUUAAAAUUCUUUUAUUCUCUUCAAACUGUUUGAACCCACAACACAACUGUCGGUCUGAACAAGGGUACGUUUAUAAAACUGAGGUGAUUAAACUUUGGGCGGAAAAAAAGCUGUUUUAAAGUAUUUUAUUAUCAUUUUUUUCCAAGUCACUCCAAACCAUGAAUUUCUGUAAGUAAGAUGAAUGAACUGUUGAGUCAUUGUUGAGAUCAGACUGAAGGAGGCUUUAACUCUGGUUACCGGUCUGGUCAGCAUGUUGAGUUUCACCCUGCUCUGGUCACAAUGUGUAGAUAGUUUAUGUCUGAAAAUGGUUUUUAAAAUGCCCUCUGACUUUGUACUCUGUGUAGGUGCUUCACCUGGUGGGUAUGGCUCUGCUGGAAGAACAGCAGCAGCUGGAGAACAGCAAUGGAGAUGAUGACGUCACCUUUAACUACACCUGCAAGAUCACACGUCAGUACAGACUGUUCAAUGAGUAACACAGUUGAAAGUUUACAUGACACAGAAACCCACUAAGUAGUAAAAACAAAGGAUGUAACGACAUCAAAAUCUCAUGAUAUGAUUAUAGCAUGGAAAGCAUGGAAAUUUGUUCCAGUAUUGAUGUACUCAGCGAUACAUCUUGUGAUCUAGCUCUUGCUCUCACGGUAAAGUUGGGCUGUAAAAGCCGCCUUUCCUUUCUCCUAACCUGUGGAAAAUUUCCACGAAAUCUUCUUGAGUAGCUUUUCAUAUGACUGUUAAUCUCUGACAUGUCAGUAACUGCAGUCUGGCCAUGUCAGCUUUUUGAUUUUUGUUUGUCUGUCACCAGUUGUCCUUUUUCAUUUCUUGGCAUUGGAAAACAGUGCUUCCAAAAAUCUGUCCUAAAAGCUGCAAUUUCAAAAUCAUCUCUUAGUUAGGGUGACCAUAUUCUGACUUACCAAAAAGAGGACACAACUACACAGGGACGGAGUCAGGGAGUCACACGAAGUUAAUAGUGAGAGUUUUUCAGGUCAGAUCGAGUGUCUUUUACGUGCUUCUAACUUAGUAAGUCCAUGUGACACAAAAUCGUAAUUUGCGUACAAAACCGAGGACAUUUGAAGAAUUUUAUAAACUUCCUUGGACAAAACUGGACAAACCUGGACACCCCCCAGAAAAGAGGACAUGUCCAGGGAAAAGAGGACUUAUUGUAACCCUAUCUUGGUUCCAUUCUGUGUUUGCCACUUCUGCUGAACUGCAUUUGAGGCAACAGGUGGAGCAAAGGAUGAUGAGCAUGCAUGGUAGUCUCUGUGGUUCCUCUUCCUUCCACUCAGACCCACUGCAGCUGAAACCUACCCUUUCAUAUCGUCACAGGGCAUAAUAAUAUUGAGACUCUGCCUAUGAUACAAUGAACUUGAAGACACUGUUUCAUCCCUGAAGUGAAAAUGGUUCAUAUUUACAGUGCAUCCGGAAAGUAUUCAUACCACUUCACUUUUCCACAUUUUGUUAUGUUACGUUAUGGAUUCAAUUCCUUUUUUCCCUCAAAAAUUCUACACAAAAUAAAUUAAAAUUUAUUAAAAAUAAGACACUCAAAUGUUGCAUAUACAUAGGUAUUCACACCCUUUGCUAUAAAACUCAAAAUUGAGCUCAGGUGCAUCCUGUUUCCACUGAUCAGCCUUGAAAUGUUCCUCCAACUUGAUUGCAGUCCACCUGUGGCAAAUUCAGCUGAUUGGACAUGAUUUGGAUAGCCACACCUGUCUAUAUAAGAUCCCACAGCUGACAGAGCACGUCGUAGCACAAACCAAGCCAUGAAGUCCAAAGAAUUGUCUGUAGACCUCCGAAACAGGGUUGUAUCGGCGCACAGAUCUGGGGAAGGUUACAGAAAAAUAUAUGCUGCAUUGAAGAUCCCAAAAAGCACAGUGGUCUCCGUCAUUAAGAAAUGGAAGACGUUUGGAACCACCAGGACUCUUCCUAGAGCUGGCUGCCCAGCCAAAAUGAGCAAGCGAGGGAGAAGGGCCUUGGUCAGGGAGGUGACCAAGAACCCGAUGGUCACUCUGACAGAGCUCCAGCGUUCUUCUGAGGAGAUGGGAGAACCCUACAGAAGGACCACCAUCUCUGCAGCACUCCACCAGUCAGGCAUUUAUGGUAGAGUGGCCAGACAGAAGCCACUCCUCAGUAAAAAGCACAUGACAGCCCGCUUGCUAGAAGGCACCUGAAGGACUCACAGACAAGGAGAAACAAAAUUCUCUGGUCUGAUGAAAAGAAGAUCAAACUCUUUGGCCUGAAUGCCAAGCGUCAUGUCUGGAGGAAACAUGGCACCACCUCGCCAAUACCAUCCCUACAGUGAAGCAUGGUGGUGGCAGCAUCAUACUGCAGGGAUGUUUUUCAGCGGCAGGAACUGGGAGACUUGUUAGGAUCAAGGGAAAAAUGAAUGCAGCUAAGUACAUCGAAAUCCUUGAUGAAAACCUGCUCCAGAGCGCUCGAGACCUCCUACUGGGGCGACGCUUCCAGCAUGACAGUGACCCUAAGCACACGGCCAAGAAGACAAAGGAGUGGCUUCAGGACAAGUCUCUGAAUGUCCCUGAGUGGCCCAGCCAGAGCCCAGACUUGAGCCAGAUUGAACAUCUUUGGAGAGACCUAAAAGUAGCUGUGCACCGACGCUGCCCAUCCAACCUCAUUGAGCUUGAGAGGAGGUGCAAGAAAGGCUGGGGAAAAACUCCCGAAAUCCAGGUGUGCCAAGCUUGUUGCAUCAUACACAAGAAGAUUGGAGGCUGUAAUCGCUGCCAAAGGUGCUUCGACCAAGUAUUGAGUAAAGGGUGUGAAUACUUAUGUAAAUGCAACAUUUGAGUGUUCUUAUUUUUAAUUAAUUUGCAAAAUGUUCUAAAAAAAAGUUUUUUUGCUUUGUCAUUAUGGGGUAUUUUGUGUAGAAUUUUUGAGGGAAAAAAAGGAAUUUAAUCCAUUUUGGAAUAAGGCUGUAACAUAACAAAAUGUGGAAAAAGUGAAAUGGCAUGAAUACUUUCCGGAUGCACUGUAUAUCAGUGUGUAAAUGUUUGUGAGGCCUGUUUGGUGGAGUGUAACAAAGUAAACUGAAGAGACAUUUUUAUGAUGUGUUUUAAGGCUUCUUUGUUUCUCUUGUUUUAUAUAAAUAAAAAACUGCAGUACCUUUAUUGCAGUAUUUUUUAAGGAAACUUCGUAAGAAGAAGGAACACUCAAGAACACGGUUCUACAAAAACCCUUUUAAGUUCGUCAAAGACCUCUUUGCUAAGGACAAGAGUGGAAUCCUGAAAACACCAAAGAAGGAAUUGGAAGAACAUCUGGAGAAGGCCCAUCAGGACACGAAAAGGCAUGAGCAGAUAAUCAUCCCCCAUGACAUCCCACCUAUUCAUCCUCCAGAGUUCAAACUGGACACUGAACCUCCAAAGUGGAAGAAAGUUGAGAAUGUAGUCCGGCGAGCUAGAGCGGCAUCAGCUGCGGGGCCUAAUGGAGUACCGUACAAGCUCUACAAGAACACACCGGACGUUCUACGCUUUCUUUGGAGACUCAUGAGGAUAGUGUGGCAGAAGGAAAUAAUACCCAAGGCAUGGCGAAGGGCUGGCGGUGUGUUGAUUCCAAAAGAAAAGGAUGCCACUGACAUCAGUCAGUUCCGACCAAUCAGUCUUCUCAACGUCGAGGGGAAAAUCUUUUUCAGCAUAAUGGCACAGAGGCUGUCAACGUACCUGGAAAGGAACAAGUACAUUGAUACAUCUGUACAGAAAGCAGGCAUUCCUGGAUUCUCUGGUUGCCUAGAGCAUACCAGUAUGAUUUGGCACCAGAUCCAAGCAGCUAAGAAGGACAAAAGAGACCUCUAUGUCAUCUUCCUUGAUCUGGCCAAUGCCUUUGGUUCAGUUCCCCAUGAACUGCUCUGGGAAUCUUUCAACUUUUUCCAUGUACCAGAACCCAUCACUAAGCUGGUAAAGGCCUACUUCCAAGACCUUCAACUGUGUUUCACAACACCUGACUUCACUACAACAUGGCAACGCCUGGAAAUAGGCAUAAUGGCAGGCUGUACAAUCUCACCUCUGGCCUUCACUAUGGCCAUGGAAGUCAUCAUCAGGGCCUCGAAAUGGGUGGUGGGCGGUGAGCGAACUAAGAACGGGCUCCGUCUGCCACCGAUCCAAGCGUACAUGGAUGACAUGACUACGCUGACCACAACUCCAGCUUGCACCAAGCGGUUGCUGGCGAAACUGGAGGAGAACAUCAAGUGGGCACGAAUGAAAAUCAAGCCAAGCAAAUCUCGAAGUGUUGCCAUAGUCAAGGGGCAGCUGAAAGAUGUGAAGUUCUGCAUUGGCGAUGACCCGAUACCAACGGUGUCUGAGCAACCUGUGAAAAGCCUGGGUAGAUGGUACAGUGCAAGCCUCAAGGAUACAGAUCAGGUGCAGCAGUUACGGCAGGACAUUGUCAACGGUCUGGAGAGGAUCGACAAGACCCUACUGCCUGGGAAGCUCAAGCUUUGGUGUCUCCAGUUUGGACUUCUCCCCAGGGUAAUGUGGCCACUCACCAUGUAUGAGGUCCCAAUAACAUCGGUGGAGAAGAUGGAGCGUACCAUUACAACAUGCGCAAAGAAAUGGCUCGGUGUCCCACGAUGUCUAAGCAACAUCAGCCUCUACGGCAAAGGGGUCCUUGAACUACCUCUCACAAGUUUAACAGAGGAGUACAAGUGCUCUAAAGUUAGGCUUCAGAUGACAUUGCAGGAUUCCAGAGACCAUACCAUCAGCAGUGCUGCACCUCCUGUACUAACUGGACGGAAAUGGACACCAUCCAAUGCGGUGCAGCAAGCAACAUCUGCCCUUAGACACCAAGACAUCCUGGGGCAUAUCCAGUAUGGAAGAGGAGGUUUUGGCCUGGCAGCGAGCAAACCGUCUUGGCGCAAGGCAACAACAUCUGAGCGUAGAAAACUGGUGGUUGAAGAGGUGCGCAGGCAGGAGGAGACUGCGAGAGGUACAAAGGCUGUCUCUCUUGCUAAACAGGGGCAAUGGAUGCGGUGGGAAGGCCUGGAGAGGAGAAAAAUCAACUGGAGUGAGCUAUGGCAAAUGGACGCAAGCAACAUCAGUUUCAUCAUAAGAGCCGUAUAUGAUGUGCUUCCAUCACCGAAGAACCUACAUCAGUGGUAUGGCGAGGAUCCAACCUGCCCUCUUUGCCCAGCUCCAGCGACUCUCAGGCAUAUCUUGACAAGUUGCAAGACCAGCCUCACACAAGGCCGCUACACUUGGAGGCACAAUCAAGUCCUCAAGAGCCUGGCUGCAGCAAUCGAGAUCAAGAGGAAUGCAACCAACUCCUUACCCCCAAGACCAAGCAACCCCAUGAAAUCAACAACAUUCAUCCGGGAGGGACAGGAAAAGCCCAAGCAUACUGCUACGAAGCCAGAAACUGGACACCUAGCCAUGGCCCGGGACUGGAAAAUUCUUGUUGAUGUCGGCCAGCAACUAAUUUUUCCUUCUGAGAUCACGACCACCAACCUUAGGCCAGACAUGGUACUCUGGUCUCCUUCACGAAGAUCUGUAUUCAUCAUAGAACUCACAGUCCCGUGGGAGAACUCUGUUGAGGAGGCCUAUGAGCGAAAAAAGCUGCGAUACACAGAGCUAGCAGCAGACGCAAUUCAACAUGGCUGGAAUGCAAAAGUCUGUCCGGUUGAAGUCGGAUGUAGAGGAUUCGUGGCCUCUUCCACCAUCAGGCUGCUGAAGGAACUUGGAAUCCAGGGACAGGCUCUGCGGCAGACCAUCAGAUCAGUCUCUGAAGCAGCUGAAAGGGGCAGCCAGUGGCUAUGGACUAAACGGAAGGACCCUUGCUGGGCCCUAAGAACAUGACCCCCCCCCCCGACCUGAGAGCCCGAAUCCCAACCCUCCAACCUGAGGAGGGCCCAUGAGGUAUGCGGUCAGCUGUAGGCGUGGCUCAGGGAAGAGGACGCCCCUGCCUUGCAUAGUCCCUUGGGAUAUUAGCCAUUUUACAGCUAGGCUAAUCCUAAUGAUUGGGCAUGGGACACAAGCUAAGGCUUGAUCACCCUGUAGCUGGCCGCCUUUGAUGAGGGUGUAUAGUGUUUAAAGGCCGAAACACCCCCUGAUUCAAAGGAACACUACUGAGGAUGUGUCCUGAAAUUUUACAUCUAACCCCACUCUUAGGAACAUAUCUCUCCCAUGCCACUCUUAACAUCACGGCAAAUCUCAUAUGAGUGCACACCAUCUAUUGGCACAAUGGACAGUCACAUCACGUCCCGUGUUUUAUGAAUCUACCUUGUAACAGUUGAAUUGUUUUGUUUGUGUUUGUGUGUUCAGGUCCAGGUGAAGCUCCUAGUACUUCUGGAAGUGUUCUUGCCUUGUUGGAGAGUCUACAAAACGCUCCUCACCUGGAGGUUCACAAAGAUAUGAUCACCUGGAUCCUUAAGGUAAUUACUGCAGUUAGCAUGAUGAUAUAACUUAUUGAUUCAUUACUUUUCUGUCUUUGGUGGUUUGAUUCAAACUAGUCAUGUUUCCCCACAAGAAUAACUUAUCCAUACAUUCACAUUAUCCAUGGUUAUUUCGAUAUUCUCUUAUUGAUAAUGCCGCUGUGAACGUAAAACAUCAAAAAUUCUGUUGUAUUGUUAGUGAAAAUGAACACUGCUAGCCUAACUGAUGAAGCAUCAGUGUGAUGAGGACAGAUGUGUUCAGGUGUCCCACAAAGUUCUAUAUAAGAGCUGGAUUUUUGCUGAGUCACAUGAAGAAGUUUGAGAUGGGAGUCCUCUGGAUGUUUCAUCUGCUGAUGUAGAGUGUAUUUGUGUUUGCAGAUGGUGGCAAAUAUCAAAACUAUGAGAGAACGGACAUCAUCCACCUCCACCGUCACCGUCAGCCAGGGCCAAGGCCUGGAGGAGGUGCGACACACAAACUCUUUACACACCAUUAAAACUGAAUCACAAUGAAAUUAACAAAUCUUUCAGAAAGUUGUUAGGACAGCGUUGUCCACUUUUCCCUUAAUAAACUCUAUAGUAGAGUUUGGGCAGUCUCUUGUCUUUCUCCCUAAAGACCCUGGAGAUUUGUUUAGUGUAAAGAAACCUUCAAAUGAAACUAAACUGCGAAUAAGCAAGGGAUCAUGAAUAGGAAGCAGGUGACUGGGUGAGACAACCGAACUGCCUUAAUUCAUUGUCAGUGAUUUUUAACUUUUCCCUUUUUUUAGUCUCAAUUUACCAGAGUCAUGCUAGACCCUGUAGCCAAUAAAACUUACUUUAAUCUGAUUGAUUAUUGAUUUUCCUGGUAUAAAUGUGUCUGGGCCUUUCCCCCCGCAGACGGUUCGAGACAAAGACAAGGCUGAGAGGAAGAGGAAGGCAGAGAUGGCUCGGCUGAGGAGGGAGAAAAUCAUGGCUCAGAUGUCUGAAAUGCAAAAGCACUUCAUCAACGAGAACAAAGAACUUUUCCAGCAGAGUCUGGAGGAGCUGGAGGCAUCAACUUCUGCUGCUGCUGCUGAGAACAGGUACAUGUGAGAGUUUGAUCAAGUUUAAUCAGUGCUCUCCCUGCUCACAAGCCUUCAAUAUUACAUCUGCACUUGGAGUCCUUUCAAUCCAAGUUUUAAGUUUAAUUAAUGGAGGUAACCCAUUCUAAGACUACUGGAGGUCAGUGUUAUAGUGACCAAAUUGAUUAGCUAAAAUGACUGGUCUGAAAUUUUACCAUCAACCACUGCAGAAUUUUUUUUUUCUCAGUGAGAAACUGCAGCACAGCGUCAGGGUCAAAUGACAGUCAGUGAAGAAGUUUGGCAGAGCACACCCAGGUGUUGAUAUGCUGCUGAUCCAGGUUCAGUACUUCAGUUGUAACAGGGGGAAGCAGGCAGGUUGAAGUGAGGAAAAAAAUCAUGCAUGGUCUGUUCAAAACCUAGUUGUCACAAAAAAAACAAAAAAAACAAUUGAACAUAAACUUCUCCUUUUUGAUCCAACCCCCCCCCCCCCCCCCCCCAAUUUAAUUCACAUACUGGAGAAAUGUUUUAACUUACCAACCUUUAAAGGGUAAAAUGAUCAAAAAAGGAAACACAAACAUCUAAAUAAACACUGUUGCAGGGUAAGAGGAAUGAGCGCCUUCCUCUCAACCCAAGUACCAACAUUUUACCAAAAAAUAAAAUAGUAUUAACUACAAUAGACUUUAAAUGGAGACUUUAUUCCCUGACAACUUUCUUUACCCAACCCUCCAAUCACAGAAAAUAACCAUGUUCCCUCUCUUCUCCCCUCCCACACAGCCCUCCCAGUUUGGAGCUGUCAUGUCUCUCCCAGGUAUCUGUUGGUCCCAGGAGAGUGUGCGGAGCAGAGCGACGCCAGCUAGUCACUUGCAUAUUAUGUCAAGAGGAACAGGAGGUCAAAGGGCAUGGUAAAGCUAUGGUUCUGGCAGCAUUUGUCCAGAGGUCCACAGUUUUAUCCAAAAACCGUCACCGCAGCUUGCCUGACCCAGGUGGGUGAAGCUUUCCUCUACAUCGACAGAACAGCAGCCAUUUAAAAUGAAUAAUUAUUGAUUGACAGAUAUACACGUGUUUUGCAGAGAGUCAUGAUCCUGUGUUCAUGCACCCUGACCUGUCUCUGGGGAUUCACACAGCCAGCUGUGGACACAUCAUGCAUGCUACCUGCUGGCAGAGGUGAGGCACUGCGGCUGCAAACAUUACAGGAGUGUACAUGACCCGUGGCCAUUUAUACAAAUAGUCAGAAUAUUUGUAAUGAUGAACUUCGGCUGCAGUAGUUGAUAAUUUUUAUAAUUAAAUAUUCUAAUAAGAUCACUUAAUUAAUGGACAAAAUAAUCUAUAGAACUGUUGACUGCUCAGCAACAAUUGUCAUUAAAUGUGUUUUUGUGUCGACUGCUACAACAAUGCUAUUUUCCCUGCUGUGGAAAUCGUCAAGGAUUAUCUUGUCUCUUUACCAAGUCUAAACAUACUCCAACAUUAUGUCUGCACAUUUGAUUAUGACAUAUUAUUAUACCAAAACUAAGCACAGGAAUAUCAUACCUUUACAGGAUGGUCAAAUUUCCUCAAUGAAAGAAGUAAGAAAACACUUGUUGGUUUAUUUUAAAAGAAGGGGCGGGAACCCCAAACUUGAAUGUCUGUCCCAGAGAGAUAAUAAAAAGUGAGUCCUCCACUGGUGGGAAGGGGGUUAACAACAGUCAGUAGGAGUGUAAUAAGUGUGACUGAAUUAAGAGCUGGUUUAUUACAGUAACAGCACAGCACUGAUCAGCAUUUCAGUCUGUAGAAAUUUAAACCACACUGAGUGAUCUAUUCUUAAUGCAGCAACAAAAAAACAAACGGCAACACAACUUGACAGCUAAAUACCAAGACAUCACUGGUAGUCUCAGUAUCUACGUUCACAGGGGUACAGUACAAUCCAAAACAAUAUCAUAUAAUACCAGAACUUUAUUUAUCCCCAAAGGGAAAGUCAUUUGUCUGGAAUCUCAUGAAAUCUCAUCUUCUCUGGUAGGACAGUUCACAAACUAUGUAAAUCCAGUCAAGGGACAGGAGAGGGUGACAUGGUUGAAGUCUCCUGAUAUUAUUUGUAUUAGUGCCUCAGGAUGUUGAGUCUGUAUCCUAGCAACAGUAUCAUGGAGAAUACAUGUAUGCAAGUAUUGUUAUGACAUGACUAAACUCCCUUGGAACAUAAUAUGGCCAAAGAGCAACUGCCAACAGUUCAACAUCUUGACAAUACAAAUUCUCCUUGACAGUUAUGUGUAAAGGGUUACACCAUCUCUGGUUGAAAAAUAAAGUCAGACUUCCUCCUUUCUUCUUGCCACUAGCUUGAGCAUCUCUGUCUGACCUUAUGAGAGUGAAGCCAGGUAGAUCCACACCGGAGUCUGAGUUGUUUUGAUUCAUUAGGGUUCAGUAAAACACAGGAGACCGCAUUGACAGUAUGCUUUCUCAGUCUUCACCAAUAUCCCCAACUCAUCGCUUUUGUUGGGCAGAGAGUUGACGUUUUCCAUGAUGACUGAUGGAAGGAAGGGUUCGUAUCUCCACCUUCUAGCAUUUAACCUCGCCUUCACCUUUGCACCAGCACAGCAACCACGAAAAGCCUCUCUAUGUCCUCUGGGAUUGAAUGUUGUUGUUGUCCAGAUUUGUUCUGUAUUCAUUAAAGAAGCUCGUCUCUUGAGUAAACUCUUCUCCCACCAGAAAAAUCCACCAGAAGCCAACAAAAAUAUGAAAAUUCAGAGAGACCACAAUUGUCUGCUCUUCGGUUGAGCACAGGUUCUGGAAUCUGAUCUCUCUUUCUUUCUCCCUCUGAGUUCAGACACGCUGCCUUAAAGUGCAUGAUCACAUUAAUUGAAUUCAAAGAUGUCACUAAAUCAAAUCUGUUUGGUUGGUGUUUUAUUUUUGUAUGCUGACUGAUGUAAGUAAGACAUUUAAGGCUGCUCAGAGUUCAUGUCUGAUAGUUGUUCUGGCCAGAAUUUCAUGCACAUCCCUGAAAACAGUAAGCUGUAAAGUUGUACAGCCUUAACAAAGGCUCAAGGUUAAUUUGCCUCAAUAAUCCAAAAUAUAUAACAAAGCAAUCACACCGUAGACAAGAAUUCUGUGGUUGUUUGUUUUUAGCGCGUGCUUCAUUUGACAUAUCCUGUCCUAUGUCCAGGUACUUUGAGGCAGUGCAGUUAAAGGAGCAGAGACGUCAGCAGCGUCUUAGAGGUCACACCAGCUAUGACGUGGAGAACGGAGAGUUUCUGUGUCCACUGUGCGAGUGUCUGAGCAACACUGUGAUUCCACUAUUGCCACACUCACACUCACCUCACCCCAGGUACACACGCACACAGACUUCUGAUCACAGAUUUACAUGUGGGUCAAAGCAAAACUGAAUCUCUUUUCUCUGUCUUCUCAGUCUUGAUCAUCCUGGUCUGGAGUCAUGGCUUAAAACAACCAGUCAGCAGAUAGCAGCACUUCACUCUGCUCACAGGAAGCAGGCCGGUGGUCAGUCACAUAAUCUGCUUUGAUUUACUUGUUUUUCUUGUAGAGACAGAAAGAAAAACUUAACAUUUGUGUACAUAGUCUUCCUCGUUGUGUGUAAGUGUAGCAGCGGGUGUCCAGAUCAAACUAGAACAAAGUAGAGAGGACCAACUAUACAAACAUCAAACUUCUGUGUUUCAGAUGUCACAGAGGGGGCGGAGGCUGCUGCACCUGAAGGAUUCAGAGUCGACUUCACUCCACAGUGAGUCCUCACUUUUGGUAUUUCAUCUGAUCAGUAAGCGGGUUCGAAGUUUAAGCUCCUGUCCCUGAGACCUCAGACUCUUUCUCUUUGAUGACGCCUCUGCUGAUGAGUAAUAGAACAGACUUUGGGCAGGACAGGCAGGUUUUGUGGGUGAAUUUUUGAGAGGUAGAAUUUUGUCAGUCUCUCAAAGAAUCAGUCUGUGACCUAACACUAUGUGGACUAAGUAAAGGGAUGUGAAUACUUCAUUGAUGCACUGUAUGUACUAAAUUACAAAUCUGAAAAAUAGGUUACCUUUAAGCACAUUGUGACAUAGCUCUAGCUUUGAGUCCACAGAAACAGCUUUAUUAAGUAAAAGUAUACCCAAUAUCAGGCAAACAGUUCUUUCACAGACUAUUCAGUUCUUUUACACUAAGUGUAGAGUACAGCACACUUAUGACAACACACCUGGAUAAUGCCAGCAUUGAUGUAAGUCUCUCCCUCAGGAACCCAUUCUCCACCAGCAUCAACGAGAUGAUCACCACCUUCAGCAUGUCCACCUACAAGGUGGGGCUGAAAGUGAACCCUAAUGAGCAGGACCAGAGAGUCCCAGUGUUGAUUUGGUCUACCUGCGCCUACACCAUCCAGAGUAUAGGUACACACACACACACACAAAUACAGUGUAAAUAUAUUGAUGAGUGCACAUCAUCAAUAUAUCAAUAUAUUGUAAGCACACCUGAGAGGUCAGGCCAUGUUGACUGUUAUGAUUUCACUACAGAGCGGCUGCUGAUGGAUGAGGAGAAGCCAUUGUUUGGAAGUUUACCUUGCCGACAGGUAAAUGUUUUUCCAUGCAGGUCAGGUAAAGAGAGACAGUCCUUUUGAUCACAAACUGUAAAGAUGUCUGAUCAGGAACAGCACAGCUGGUUCAAGAUGUUUGAUCAGACCAUCAAAGAGGGUUCAUUUUCAUCCUCAGUAGUGAUACUUUUCAUUUUUCCAUAAACAGAAAAUAAACAGGAGAGUCUGAAUGAGGAGAAACUUCUUUUGACCUGUGAACCUAAUUGUCUGUGUGUUUCAGGACGACUGUCUGAGCUCUCUCGCCAGAUUCAGUGCAGCCUGUUGGACUGCAGCUCCACUCUCAAUAAUUCACAAACACUUCACCAGACUCUUCUCAGGUACAGACACACACAACAAACAUGUAUACAUAUUCCCACAUUCGACACACACACACACACACACACACACACACACACACACAGCUCAUGCAUUGCUGCAUUCAAACGAGAGUAACUUGGAUCAACAGUUAUGAAUUUGUAGGGAUGUAACGAUUCAUUUUAACAACAAAUCGAUUCAUAUCAUGAAUUGUGGUUGCCGAUUCGAUUUAAGGACGGUAUUGGUUCAUUUAGAGCAAUACGAACUGAAACGAUUCAGUGACAUGAAAUUAAUUCAGUAAAAUUCAACCAGUGUGACUGUGAAAUAAAUACCUGGGUACUGGACAGUGUAGGUGAAAUUUCCUAGGUUCAUGUUGUUUCUUGUAAGGGAAUCAGAUAUAAAUUAACUAUGGUUAUAAACAAAGAGGUAAACAGAAAAAUAACACCGUAUCAAGAAUAAAGUGAAACCAACAUCUCUUCAGGUUGAAUGAACGGUCGGUUUUCCUGCUACUUCUGCUGUUGAUUUUCAGCAUAGAAAUAAUACAAACACAAUAUACACUGGACCACAAUGGUGGCUUGAUAGUAUCUCGCUCGCCGACUUCUCCGCUACCAUCAGCCAUGCUAUGUUUUGCUGUCUUUUGGUGUGUGGUGAUCACGUCACACACUGGUAAACUGAAUUGAGUAACACUUAACGUUUUUAUUAUUAUUAUUAUAUUAUUAUUAUUUAUAUAAAAGUAAAAAAAAAAAAAAAACACAUCCAUGUACAGUCUGCCGUGCUUAAAUAUUUUGGGUUAUUUUCUAGUGUCGAUACAAUCGAGUGAUUAGAUUUUAAAAUGAUGUUAGAUCGAUACAUGUCAUCCAGAAGGCCAAAUUGCCGAGCACAGAUCGAUGAAGUUGGAUCAUAGGAAUAUAAAUCAAUACAUUGAUGUUGUAGAUGAAUCGUUACACCCCUAUGAAUUUGUGUUGAAAAUGGUGUGUUGUGUGUUUUAGCCCUGGUUCCAGACCCUCAGGUGGAAAACACUCCCUGUAUCCUCGACAUCGACAUGUUUCACCUUCUGGUGAGUUUCUCUUUAUAUUCAGUUUUAAUCACUACAAGUCUGCUCUCGUUUAUCAAAUCUAUCAGUCAACUCAGAAAUGUCUUUGUUUUUGUUUUUAUUUAUUUAUUUUUUUUUGGACAUUUUUUUUUUAACAUUUCAUCCAUUUUAUCUCCAGUGUAAAUAAAACUUUUAACUAUGGUCAUUUCUACUUUAAAUUUAUAUCCCAUCUAAAUAACUCAGUGUACAAUAUCCAAAUCCAGUGAAAUUAUGUGAAUCUGGUCAAUGUUAACAUAGAGCUAUAAUCAUCAGUGUGAUUUUUAACCCUAACUUUAGAGUAAAUCCAACAUGAAUUCUGUGAACUUUUACUCAAGAUACUUUGACAGCUUCGAGCUGUUUACUUGUGACUCAUUCAGCCAGGCCACAUCUCCGAUGGCAAGUAUAACAGCCUCAGUGACAGAGCAUGACAAACACAUAGAUACAUUAGUAUUUUAUCUGCUGGUCUCCUGUAGAAAUUGUCUGUGUUGUUUCAUCAUUAAGUAUGAAAAACAGCCGUUGAAUCACACUAUCAUAAACACCAGUGGACAGUUGAAUCUGCUGGAACAGGACCAUAUCUCUUUCUGCCUCCAUUUUACUUACUUAUGAAUACAUCCAAAAGAAUAUGUACAUUUUUUUUUUUAAUACUGCUUUCAUGAGAUAUAUUGGUGAAAUUUUAAAUUAACAGCCCGACUGUCUGACAAGCAUGAACAGAUGUGUCCCACAACUCCUCUAAAUGUCGGCCAGUGUGAUCCAGGCAACAGACACUGUGCAACUAUAACAGAUCCGUUUUACUGUCUGUUUAGUUCAGUUUGAGUGUAGUUAGAUGUCAGUAUCAAUCCAGAUUGAAUCCAUAUUGAAUUCACUGAGGUGUUUUACUCUUACUCUGUUUUACUCUCGCAGGUGUACAGUGUCUUAUCAUACAGCUCAGUCAGCAAGUUAGACCAAACAGGACAAACUGGGGUGGACUCUGCUCAUCUCCACCUCCUUCACCUGGUAACUGUAGCUCACCUGGUUCAAAUCCUGCUCACCUCCACAACAGGUAAGUCACACAUUCAUACCAACAACACGACAGAGCAGACAUACAGUACACAAAAAACACUGUUGACAUGAAGUAAUACAGUAAUUGGUGUUGCUGUUUCCGUCUGUAGAGGAUGUGUGUAUGGAGCAGGACAAUACUGGAUCAGAGGAGGAGCAGCUCACAUGUAAACUCUACAGCACGAUCAGGCAACAUCUGGGCAGGUGAGCACACUCACAAAUACACCCACACACAAACGUGAGUCACUUUCCACCAGUAAAAUUACUAGCUGUUAUUCUAAAAUGUUGAAAUGAAAACAGAUGGAAAGACCUGAUGAGACAGAUAUUGAUGCAUUUGCAGCUGGAAUAAAAAUCUGAGGUGUGAUGUACAGUUCGAGCAGAGCUGAAAGACUGUAAUGAUCUGGAUCAAUCAGCUGGUAAUGAUCAGUGACUGAUCAUCAAAAGCUACUCUUAAAAAUGACUAAAAUGAAAAACAAAUUAUUCAAAGCUAACUUAUUUGAUAAAAUGUAGAUAACAUUCACCAUAAAUCCUAAAAUAAAGACAGUUAUUCAAUCUGGAGUCAGGUCAUGUAUUAUGACCAGGAUCAGGGCUUUUACAAGUGAAGAAAGGUCAUGAUUCAGGGUCCAGGCUGCCAAUUACUUGUCACAGCACUUACAUAUUUCCAUAAUGGAGAGCAAGUUGAGUAAACAAUGAUCAGACACCAGCCACAAAUUCUGUACUGACUUCGGAUUGGAAGUGAGCUUCCUUACAGUUUGCCCUUUUUUGUGUUCUGUUGUGUCUGAAAUGGGCUGUCAGCCUUUCCUCACUCUGAAUCCUCAUCCUGACUGUAAUAAACUCUGUUCACAGACCAGGAGGAGAUAAGGUGGAUGAAGAGGGAAAGUCCUACCAUUUAUUGUGGUGUAGUUUUGUUACAGAUGUAACAGAUUUCUCAGUUUAUAACCAGCUCAACUCCCUAGAGCAUUUGUCAGGGUUAUGUUCAUGUCAAAGAAAUAUAGAUAGACUUUAUGUAUAUAGUAAUUGUUGUCUAGAUCAUUGAACAGUUUGGGUGUGACAAGAUAGAUAAAUACUUCAGGAUAGUAAUUCAGCUUAUGUAAAAAUUCACUCUCGCUGUGCGUGGCUGUUAGGUGCAGUGAGUGAGGUAAAAUCAGUGGUUAAUCUAAGUAUGUAAAUAACACCUAACCAAAAGGACUAUUUGCUCGGCAGAGCAGAUUGUGGAGCAUUUAAGCUUAUGUGCAUGCUUUGUGAGAGAGAUUAUGCCUGUCUGGCUUGUUUGCAUAGGUUUAGUGCUUACUUUGUACUGAAUUAUGAAUAAUUCUGCUUCUCAGAGUGAGAAAUCCUGCCUCUGUGACAUGUAACAGUCUGGGACCUUUUGCGAUUAAAAGCAAACUGUCGCCCCAGUUUUUAAGGUCAGAUUUAUGGUGUUAAGUUACCGAUGUCGUACCACUUCUUCUCUGUGCUUAUACUUAAUAUCAGUCUAAAUAACACACCUUGUGCGCAUAUUUUGUGUCAUUAACGUUGUUUGUUGUUAAUGUGAGUAUCUCUGUUUGUCCAUCAGUGUCUUACCUGAAGUCACCUCCGGGUGGCAGCUGUUUCAUUGUGUUAAAGUCGGCAUUCUGCCAUUCCUCCGAGCUGCUGCCCUGUUCUUCCACUACCUGAACUCUACAGUGCCACCUGCUGAUCUGCUAGGUAACUUCACACAAUGAUUCACACGCACGCAAGCACACACACACACACACACACACACGCACACGCACAACCAGCCACGCAUACUAAAAUAUGCCUGCAUACCUAAAUAAGACACUCAAAACACAAACAGUCAGACAAAUGAUCUCCUUCAGAUCUCUUUCAGGGCAACAAGAAGAACAUCUAAUGUUCUCUGAAGGAAAGGAACAUAUGGAAGUGCUGGUCUGAGAACAGCAACAGAUUAUUAUACACUGGUUUUACACUUUAUAUUUGUGUGUGUGCGUGUGCGUGUGCGUGUGUGUGUGUGUGUGUUUGUUUCAGUUGCAGGUCCUGGUCAGUGGGAGGCACUGUGCAGCUACCUCAGUCUGCCCUCCAACUUGCUGCAGCUCUAUCAGAGCCAUCACACACUGCUGGAACCACUCAUACACAGGUAACAUACACACCUAACACGCUUAGACACACUAAGACACGCACACAUAGUAAAGCUGGUAUGUGCGUAGUGCCACAAUCCUUUAGAGCAGCUUUAGUAUUUCAGGGCAUGGUCCAGCACAGAGCUCCUACAUCUCCCAUGAUUCAGUUGGGUUGAGAUCAGUUGACUGAAGGAUUUGUUUUAAAAUAGGUGCAUCUGCAUGUGGUCACAGUUAAUAAAUAGAUAAUACAAAUGAAUAAAAAAGGUUUAUUGUUAGUAAUCUGAAUUAAAAACUUUUUAGAAGAGAGAGUUCCUGUGGCAGCUCUUCAAAUUUUGGGGUCUGAUUGUGGGGUUUUGGAGAUUUUCUGGUCUCACAUCGUCAUUAUCUCCUCUUAUGGAGUUAACACAAUCCAAUUCAGAUCUUUCGUUUUCAUAAGUAAGUUACUGUAACUCAAACAUACAGGGUCUGAACUGCCAUUAUACAUUUCAUCUAAGGUGGGAUUCCUUUGUGAAAAGGUCAAUUUCUCCACAGCACGAGCUACUGUUGGGAGACAAGAAGCUUUGUGUGAAGGCCUCAGAAGAUAGCACAGAAUUGAUUGUCUGCUCUAACUUGAUGUGAGAGAUAUUUUUACUGUUCUUUGUCUGAUGAAGACACCACAGCAGCAAAAAACUCUUCUGCUGUACAUCACUCAAACAUGCACGAAGGUGCGAGGACUUGUUCAGGGCUUCUUGCAGCUUCAUGAAAACAUUGUAAGCUUCUAGGCAAAAUCCUUUAUCUCUAACCUUAACAGGCACUCCUGUAAUGAUGGUUUCACAUCACACUGGUAAUAAACGUGUACUUUUACUCACUCCCCUGCUUGUUUGAGAUGCUCUCUGGGAGCAGAAACUCUCCCAAGGAAUGAAGGACUUUUGAAGAAUCUGUGUACAAUUCAACCACAGGAACUAGGGUCUACAUUUAGUUCUGAGAUGAAAGGUCUUCUCCAUGAAAAGCCCCUCCCUAGGGGUAGUACUUUCUAAUGGUCCAGGUGUUUAUUGAGGCCAGGUCUGGUAGGUAGAGGGUAGAGGCACCAAAGGGUCGCAGUACAAGAGCUACUAUUUCCAAUAAUCUGAUCAUAUGAUUUCACAUGAAAAUACAACUAACAUGCUGGCAAUGUUAUGUGUGACAGCCUUUUUGUUCCUAAUUGAAGAGCUGUGCAAAUAACUUAAUGUCCAAAUACCAUCCUUUGAUGUCAUUGGCCUGAUUUGUCUGAUUUACUCAGAACUUCAGGCCCUGGUGGAAAUGCAGAAAACAGUAGACUACAGGAACCAUUUAGUUCCUGAAAGGAAGUCCCUGGAACUUAAAGCUCAGGUUGUUUUGGGUCAAAAAGCACCUUUAAUCUACAGUUAAAUGUUUAUUAUUUUAGUCAGUAGCAGAAUUAUUAGUCUGUUUAACAAGUUAUUGAUCAUUUUUAGUCCUAGACUUGAAAUAUUGUUAUGAUACCUGUUCCUUGGAUGUGAACAACCACAGGUUCUGGUAGGAUUUUAAUGUAUACCAAACAGAUCAACAUGUUUCUUGCAGAGUCAUCUCUGGAUGUUAAUCUGCCAGGAGGACUGAAAGUUGGUGGCUCUGACUCUGUUCAUGUUAUUAGCUACACUUCAUUAUGUGAUUCCCUGUUGGUACAUAGUAGAUAAAUUGUGCUCUGUUUGUCUGUGAAGCUCAUCUUCUAACAAACAAAACAAGCAGUGCAUCUGCUCAGUAAGGCAGCGGCAGCAGAGAUUCACUAUCGGAGGGUUUAAUGAAGCACAUUCCACACUCUGGUAUUUGGGUGGCAGACCUCAAAUGUUAGUUCUGCUCUGCGUUUAGGUAGUUUUUUUUUUUUUGAUAACAGCCCAGCUUACAAACAGUCCAUGCCAAUUUGGAUUCAUUUGCUGCCAGUACAUCACGCUAAGAGGCCACAAGACUCAGUGUGUGUGUGUGUGUGUGUGUGUGUGUGUGUGUGUGUGUGUGUGUGUGUGUGUGUGUGUGUGUGUGUGUGUGUGUGUGUGUGUGUGUGUGUGUUUGCAUGUGCAUGUGCUCCACAGGUGGUGUUCUCAUCCAAGUGUGAGACAGACGCUGCAGGGGAGCGGAGUCAUAAUCAGGUUCCCUAGAGUGUCGAAUCGACUGAUCGAACUGCCAGAGGAUUACAGCAUCCUGAUCAACCAGGCUUCAAGCUUCACGUCAGUACUACACCACUAGACAGACAGACGUUUUACCUCUCUGGCCUGUACCUUUUACUUCUCAUAGACAUGUAGGGCUGCAACUAAUGAUUACUUUAACCCAUUAAGACCUGAACCCUGUCCGAGACACCUCUCUGAAAUCCUGAGGGCCAUUUUAAGAAGGGCCCCCAGGUCCUGAGGUUUUCUGAAGUGUUGAGGUUUACAAAAAAGCUGAUAUCUCGGCCUCUGUAGCAGAUAGAAACAAAAUUCAAAAAGUAUUUGAGAGCUUACACAUGUGGCUUUUAAGAUCACUACCUUUAAUUUUUCCGAACUCUAAUCACAUUGUUGAAACCCUUGAACAAACAAACUCAUAUGAAAUAAAGCGGCUGUUUAAAUAAAAGUAAAGACUCUGCACUGGAGAAUAACAAACAAUUUGCUUUUUAUAAAACAAGUGGCAGUCAUGAUAAAGUUUCCAUUCAAUACAAAUGUAAAUAUAAAAAUAAGGUGUUGAAAGGGUAUACAGCUGCCAUCAUACAGUGCCAGUACAAAAGUCAAGACAGCUGCUUGCCGUGGUCUGCAUGAUGUCUUUCCCACCAUGAUUGUCGGCUGUUCUUUUCUGAAAUGAGAAAGACAGUAUAGUAUUUAUUAUAUAUUAGUUUUAUAGUAUUAUAUUAUAUAUUAUAGCACUAUUUACGUCAACUCAAUUCAUUUUCUUUGCACUAUAAGGUUAAGGCAAGCAAGUAGCCCAAUGUGCAAUUAAACACAGCACACACACAUAUUGUAUUUGGGUGUACACACUUUAACCACUGUGUUGUGUCCACAUGAAAAUGGAAAAAUUUUAAUAAUCAUAAUCAAAAUCAUUAUAAUAAUCAUUAAAUUAUUACCACCAUUGCGUGCAAGUUAGAUUUAUUUAUAAAGCACAUUAAAACACUGCGUAAAAUAAUUAAACUGAAGUAAAAAGUAGCAGACACACACGCGCGCGCAUCCUCUAUCACUGUCACUAGCCAGCUGACAAGUAAACUGCAGCAUCAGGCGAGCUACCUAGGCUAUAGUAGUGACUUACCCUGCUGUUGAGCUCCCUUUAUCUUCAUCGAUGACUCCAACAUGUUGUGCGUUAUCAUCACUGUGGUUCUCCCGUCCGUUUGAAUAGCUGUUGCAAAGCUUGCAUGUUAGGAUUUUUUUUUACCUUAGUAAAGCAUGAAGUGUUCCCAGACUUUUGAGGACUUGAGUCAAACCGUUCUCACUGCAUCCGCCAUUAGUAGAAUUUACUUAACUUCUGUAAGUACUGCCUCUGCCUCGCUGCGUUCAUCUCGCUCUGCAGGUUGAGUUAACAGCUGGCUCCGCAUCGUGGCGGGUGAGGUAGGCCUGGACGAUAUAGAAAAAAAGCAUAUCGAUAAAAAAUAAAUCAUAUUGAUCGAUAUCGAUAAUUAUUGAUAUAAUUACUAUAAUUAUUUAACAUAUAUUUUAAUUGCAGCCCUGGAUGUUUUUUGCUAUUGCUUAAUGACCUACUUUUAAUAAAGAACACACAAGCACUGAAUUCAAAUUCAAACCUUUAUUCAACCACCUUUUUUAUUUUACCACAACUGAAAGUUUUUUAAAAAAGAACUAAAAAAAAAAAAAGAAAUCAACUUAAGUGGCCUGAGUGACGACAGUAAAUACUGACAAACAUAAAGACUAAAGUGACCAGAAAAUCUGAUAAAUAAAUAUUUAAAUAGUCUUUUGAUGAAAAUAAACAAAACAAACAAAUAUAUAAAUAAACAGAAUAGCUUUAGGUGGGAAUAGCAUACUACCAGUUUUAACUGUGUGGGAAACUGCCCACAGCCUGGUGUCUGAACACUGAAAUAUUUCUCCCGGGGUCGGGAGAUUUAUUUUUUUUUAAUUAUCAUGUGAUUGACUUAAUACACAAACUAAGCACGAGAAGCAGGACUUAUCCACGCCGGUGUUGUGUCGUAGAAUGCACCCCUGCCGAAUGUACCCCCUGCUAGUAGCCAUGAUCCAAAUACUCGCGUCUUUGUAAAAUAUGAGCUCAUUUUCUUCCACUUUAAGAAGCUAAUGAGUGGACGGGAUGCAGGGGUGCAUUCUACGGUACAACACCGGAACGUAUUUCCUCCGCACCCUUCUCACCUUCUCAACCCCUGACCCAUUUUCAUGCCUGAAGCGCUGUGUUUGAGAAAUACUUGCGGCCGGGCACUUCAUAUCGCGGGUCGAGAGUGGCUAGAAGCUGGUCGAAGCCAGGCUUUUCAACGGUAGUUAUUGGCAGUAUGUCCCUCGCUAUGGAGCAUGUUACUGCAUGGGUGAUGUCCUUAUGCCGCUUGGACGCUUUGUCGUAUUUUGGGAGAGAAACAAAGUCCAGUUUGGUCUGCUUCACAUGCUUUGUGCUGGUGCUGGCAGCGGCUCCAGAGGAUUCCUCCUCCGACGACGACGUGGAGCCGCGGCGCGGCCGACACAGCUCGUACUCCUGCGGGUGCGAUCGGUUUAGAUGGUAAAACAAGUUGGUUGUGUUACCAGACUUGGUUUUUACUAAUUCUCUGCAAAUUUUGCAAACGACCGCUGUUCGCUUUUUGUCAGACUUCUAAAAACCAAAACAUUGCCAUGCUGGUGAACUACUGAAACCUUUUUUCGGGACAAUUUCCUCCGCUUCUCCUUGCUGUAUCAUUUUUUCUCAUACACGUGCUGUCUGUUGUGGUUUGAGAGGGGCUGGGCUUGGUGCCAUAGCGUACCUGGGUCUGCGUUUGUGAUUGGUUGGGAGGAAGUAAUGACUGUAGUAAAAGCUACAUGAUAGGCUAUGAUGAAAAAGAAAGGGAAACUGUGUUUUUCUAUCGAACUUUUUAUCGACCCGUUUUUUUUCUAUCGCACCACACGUCUAUCGAUCGAUAUAUAUUGUUAUCGAAUUAUCGUCCAGCAUCGUGGCGGGUGAGGCAUAAAUUGCACGACACAGCAAAUCAAUAAUGAAAUUCAUUGCUGACACUUCUAAUAAUCGAUUUUUAUCGGUUUUAUUGAUUAGUUGUUGCAGCUCUAUAGACAUGCAUUCAAAAGUCCAAUCUGAAUGACCUCACUCUUGAUUGAAGAUAAAAUGACUCCUGUUUGUAUACCACAGUAACAUGAGUGUGUUACUUUACCUAUGUGACCUCUUUGUUUUAUGUGCAGGUGUCCACGGUCAGGGGGGGACAAGUCUCGAGCUCCCACCCUUUGUCUGGUCUGUGGCUCCAUGUUGUGUUCUCAGAGUUACUGUUGUCAGACAGAGGUGGAUGGGGAGGAUGUUGGAGCCUGUACAGCUCACACUUUCACCUGUGGAGCCGGCCUGGGCCUCUUUCUCAGGUAAAUUGCCAAAUAUCACCUCCCAUCAGGAUGCUAAAUGUUCACAACCAUGGAAUAAUGUCAUGCAGAUGAAUCACAUUGCUAUCCACUGUGCUGAGAUGGCGAUGAGCCAAAGAUGUCUGACAUGUUGUGCUUUCAUAAAAUACCCUUUCAUCACACAUGUGGAUAUUAUUGACAUGCUGUUUCUAUCCUUACAUGGUUGAAAAAAAAAAAAAGCUCAUUUAAACAUUUCUUACUGGAGACUCUGAGCACCUUUGGCCUGCUGCCUCUUUAUUUAGGUUUUUGUAAUAAAGAAUAUGGAGGUAAAGGGCCUUUUCAUCCGAACUGUAUGGAACUAAACUGGUAAGCAGUCAGAGGACACUCUGAUAGGGAGCACCAGGUUUCAUUCACUAACUAUCAUUGGGACUUAAUUUGUUAUCAAAACACACUUAAUGUCCCACUCUGAAUGUUUUUUUUUUUUUUUUUUGGGGGGGGGGGGGUUACUACUUAAAGUGUUAUCAGUGGUUUUUAAAUUGUGAUUAUGAAGUUUUUAGCCAAAAUCACGUUACCUGUGUCAUUUUUAAGGACUUUUCUUCUGCAGAGCCUCAGUAGCUCAUUAGCAAUUCGCCUCUGAGUCGUGGGCAGAGACAGCGCUGCUCUGCACACUCCUCUUCACGCUAGCUUGCAGCCUAACAUUACCGGUGUAGUAGAGGUGGCAGGUAAUAUAGGAGCUAUUUAGAUCUCAGACACCAACGACUUUGGGGGCAUGAUAAACAGUGACAGCAUAAUAAGCUUUCUUACUAGCAUUGCAAUCCUCUACCACACACACUUGUGUCUGAACCUGCCGUUUGGGUCUGCCAGAGGUUCACAGCGAUUUGAAUGCAGAAAAUGCAAUUUUGCACUUCCUUUUCUCAUGAUAUGCCCUCUAGCAUCGGAAAAAUGCCAUACGAACAUGUGAAAAACAAGAAAACAGGAUUUUCAUCAGAGUGGGUCUUGAAGAUGUUUUAGGAUGAUUCUGACAUUCAGCAGUUUUAUUAUAAUUUCUUUUUAUCUGCAGAGAAUAAACUCUAACAGCCAAAAACACACUUUCACACAUCUGAAGGCUUAUGCAUUAGGGCAAACUUAGUUAAUAUUGUGUUUUCCUUCAUUUAACAUCUUUAUAACAUAUAUAUAUUCACAUGAGUACAGUAUUGAGAUUGGAUCAGCUGUCUUUUUAAUCAAACAAUGUUUGGUCUUAAAAAUGUUGAAUUAUGAAUGUAAACUUUGUCACUGGGCUCAAAUGGAAUAGAAAAUAUCAGAAUCUGCAUUCUUGGCAGGACUUACAAACAUCAGACCUUACAUUUCGAAAUAACAUGUUCAAGCUUACAUAAGAGAAUUACACGAUCUGAAAUAAUACUAUAUGUGAAAAAGAAGACACUUAUGUACGCUUAAAGUAACCAACUUUUUUUUAAAGUUAUUUCAUUUAUUUUUUUUUUUUAAGUAACUUUUUUUAACUAGCUGAUAUUUUUAUGUCAAAUCCGGUACAUUUUCAGAGAACUGUUAGGAUAAAGUCACUAUCAAAUUGUCUCUUUAUAUUUUAGAUCAUGUUUUUUCUAUUUCACUUCAACAGAUGUGUAUCCUCUCUGACUACUGUCAAGUCUUUUUAAUGCCAGCCCUCUGUACAAGACCGACAGUAUCGAUCAUAGUGUGUCUGCUUGUAAACAGAGUACAGCUUGAUUAAUGACCCUUAUGUAUCACAACAUUUAGACGUUAUGUUGGCAUAGUAACAGACUGUGUGUGUUUCUGUGUGUGUGUAGGGUCAGAGAGAGCCAAGUGUUGUUCGUAGCAGGUAAAACUAAGGGCUGUUUCUAUCCUCCACCAUACCUGGAUGACUACGGAGAGACAGACCAGGGUCUAAAGUAAGUGUGAUUGGAACCAACUGCGUGGUGGUGGGAGUGAGCAUUAAGUGGACUCUUUCUACCUGUUUGUUUUGCGUGUGUUAGUAACUUAGAAAUUAGAAACUAAUUUGUGUGUGUGUGUGUGUGUGUGUGUGUGUGUGUGUGUGUGUGUGUGUGUGUGUGUGUGUGUGUGUGUGUGUGUGUGUGUGUGUGUGUGUGUGUGUACUUUCAGGCGAGGGAACCCCCUCCACCUGUGUUCGGAGCGUUACAGGAAGAUAGAGCGUUUGUGGCGUCAGCAUGGUGUUGCCGAGGUCAUUGGUCAUGCUCAGGAGGCCAAUCAGACACUAGUUGCUAUUGACUGGCAGCACCUGUGA
Molecule: messenger RNA, 51858 nt
Organism: Xyrichtys novacula (pearly razorfish)
Lineage: Eukaryota; Metazoa; Chordata; Actinopteri; Labriformes; Labridae
Source: the annotation of a GenBank genome assembly